Molecule: messenger RNA, 51963 nt
Organism: Pelobates cultripes (western spadefoot toad)
Lineage: Eukaryota; Metazoa; Chordata; Amphibia; Anura; Pelobatidae
Source: the annotation of a GenBank genome assembly
AUGCUGGUGUCAGUAUCUGAAGAAUGUGAUCAAAAGAUACAAGCCAUGCAUCAAGAAGAAAGACUGGAAAUAAAGAAUAUGAAAAUGGAAAAACAUCAUCUGUUGAAUGUUAUCGAGAAAAUGAAAGAGGAGAAUAACUCUUUGCAAAUGCAGGUAACCUAUUUGUUUAAUUUAUUGUUUAUAAAUAUUAUAUGUAAUUGUAAGCAUAUACAUGUGUGGGAUGUGUGUGUAUGUUUUUAUACAUAUAUAUGUGUGUGUGUGUGUGUGUGUGUGUGUGUGUGUAUAUAUUUAUAUGGUCUGUCCUGGAAGAAGUACAGCCAUUGUUACUUUAACGAAAUCAUUAUCGAUAUAACCUGGCAACCAAGUAGAGCAACAAAUCUGCAUCAGAUUUUGCGUUUAUUUUGAACAUUCCUCCUUUGAAACUAUUUGGAUGAUUAGAAGGCUUUUGGGGGACGAUGCAAUGAGUGCAGUGCAAAAAUAAGUAUGGCAAAAAUGCUUUAAAGUCACAAAAUGCUUGAUGAAUCUCUUUAAUCAGUUCUGGUAUAUAUAAUGCCUUGAUGAUAUGUGCUGAAAUGUAAUUGGAGGAAGCAGAUGAUGAUGCCCCUUUGCGUAAAGAGUGGCCUAAGUAGUGAGUUGAAUUAAGGCCAAGCCUUGUCAAUAGCACAUAGAGCAUAAAUGUGGCAGUAGUGAGUGUGGAACAGUGUAAUGCUAGUAGUGGUUGGUGUGGUUGUUUGUGAAUGCUGCUGAAAUAUUUAUCGAAAACCUUAACUGGGCACCAUUUGUUAUAGAUAGGGUAGAAGGGUAUGUCAGCCGGGCCUCCCACUUGGCUGGUUUUAGAGUGGGGAAGUGAAAGGAUGUAAUAAUCUAUAGAUUUUUGGAUAUUUAAAGUACUGUAAACUGUGGAAGUUAGAUUAACAGAGGUGAACUCUCUUGGUCGUAGGAAUCCGUAAAAGGCUAGGUAUAUGGCGGUUUUAAUAACCAUAUUGGUGACAGGUUUAAAAGGUGACGUGUGUGUGACGAAGUGCCCUUUGCCACUUGUGCCUGGAGAGGACUAAUUGCCAGCCUCCUGCCCUGCGACUAUGGCCCCUGGAAGAUUUUGCCCUUUAACCCCUUAAGGACCAAACUUCUGGCAUAAAAGGGAAUCAUGACAUGUCACACAUGUCAUGUGUCCUUGAGGGGUUAAAUACGUUAUUUGGGCAUAGUGGAUUUUAUUAGACUGGUUCUGGCCUUUUAAAUGUUCUGACAAAGGAUCUGCAGUUUUGCUAUGCACUUCGGAUGCAGAGUGUGAAGAAAACCCCUGUUUUAUGGACUUAGUUUGACUGUUUUAUUCCCCCCUCCUCUUAGAACACCAGUUUAAACCCUUAAUAACUCUCAUAUUUUCAAACUCUGUCUGACCCUCUUAACUGUCUUUUUGUUUUCCUCUGAGGAGGAGUUGUUUGGUGCAUGAGUGCUGUUGCUUUUGUGUGCUCAUUAAACAGACCUGCUUGAAGCCUUGGCUAAUGCUUGGGGGAUCGGAUAAGACUGCAGUGCUGAUGGUGUUGGUUGGAGUGCUUGGAGUCCUCGGCAAGCACUUGGAGCAUUGAUUGACGGAGGUACUCAGUCGGAGUGCCAGCGGGACUGUCACAUUUGGUGGCAAGCGAUGGGAUGGCGUCCUAGUGUGAGGAGAAGCAGCUCAGAGACACCGGUAACGUGGGCAACGCUAGCAUUCGGGCAAUGCUAGCAUGAGUGCAGCGCCCCUGGAAGCAGAGGUGCCCAUUGACUUGGAGCAAGCAAGUAUGGCAUACGCUGACUCUUGCGAAGAUUUUCUGGCUGAGGUGAGGCAGCGAGUGGCCUGGUAUGGCCCUGAUGUGUCCAUGGAUACCUACCAGGCGAUCUGGAACCAGGUAACUGUCGAAAGAGAAGCAAAGAGGGACCAAGAAUUCCUGCUGGCUAAAGCGAGGAAAAGAAGCCUCCAACGAAAGGAGGUUAGCCUCUCUCCCCAGAGGCAGCCGGAGGUACCCGAAGUAGGGGACCUCAUAGACUGGUCCUGUGAGGAACCCCAACAGGCAGGUGGAGAUGGGACCGAGGUCUCUCUACCGGCCCCACAGGGAUGCUGGGCAGUCGGCCCAGAUCCCCAACUGCACCUGGAGCUACCGGCAGAGGAGGCAGGUGGUCCUUAUACCCAAGUCCUGGGGGACCUCAUAGACUUGCACUGAGAGGAACCUCAAAUGGCCGGUGGAGAUGGGACCGAGGUCUCUCUACUGGUCUUACAGGGAUGCUGGGCAGCCGGCCCAUAUCCCCAGUUACAGCCAGAGCUAUAGAUAGUGGAGGCAGGUGGUCCUUAUUCCCAAGUCCUGGGGGAUCUCAUAAACUGGCACUGGGAGGAACCUCAAAUGGCAGGUGGAGAUGGGGCAGAGGUCUAUCUACCGGCCCUACAGGGAUGCUGGGCAGUUGGCCCAGAUCUCCAACUGCAGUUGGAGCCCCAGGGAGAGGAGGCAACCGGGCUCUCUCCCCAGCGGCAGUGUGAGCUUCAGGGAGAGGAGACAACCGGUCUCGCUCCCCAUCGGAAGCAGCAGUACCAGGAGGAGGAAGUAGGCGACCCCUUCCCUCCACAGCCAACCCCUAACCCGGUACUGGGUUUAGUAGAGAAGAUGUUAGCCUCCACUGACCCCCUUCCAGCAAAAGAGCUGGCAUUCGGACAGAGCACUGCUGGCCUCUGCCCAUUAGUUCCCCUCAGCAACCUGGGACAUACAGGCCAGAGCCGGACACCAGAAAUCACCAGGGGCAGUAAUGGUGUAUUGUGGGUGGGCUCCUCUGUUAACUGUUUGUUGUGGGUGGGCCACUCGACUAACUCAGGUACUGACCGACAGAAGGUCAGGUACCUGGUUAGUCUCCCCCCCAAUGGGAAGAUGUGUGACGAAGGGCCCUUAGCCACUUGUCCCUGGAGAGGACUAAUUGCCAGCCUCCUGCCCUGCGACUAUGGCCCCUGGAAGAUUUUGCCCUUUAAAUACGCCAUUUGGGCAUAGUGGAUUUUAUUAGACUGGUUCUGGCCCUUUAAAUGCUCUGACAAAGGAUCUGCAGUUUUGCUAUGCACUUCGGAUGCAGAGUGUGAAGAAAACCCCUGUUUUAUGGACUUAGUUUGACUGUUCUAUUCCCCCCUCGUCUUAGAACACCAGUUUAAACCCUUAAUAACUGUCAUAUUUUCAAACUCUGUCUGACCCUUUUAACGGUCUUUUUGCUUUCCUCUGAGGAGGAGUUGUUUUGCUGCAUGAGUGCUGUUGCUUUUGUGUGCUCAUUAAACAGACCUGCUUGACCCUUUCUUGAAGCCUUGGCUUGUGGUUGGGGGAUGGGAUAAGUCUGCAGUGCUGAUGGUGUUGGUUGGAGUGCUUGGAGUCCUCGGCAAGCACUAGGAGCAUCGAUUGACGGAGGUACUCGGUUGGAGUGCCAACGGGUCCGUCACAGUGUCUAAUAAAUCUGAUAGUGAUUGGAACAGUUUGCUAUGGAUGGGUAGUGUCUUAGGAGAUAAUGUUGUGUCAGAUUUUUUGAUUCCUUUCAGUAAGGUUUUAAUUUGGUAGGAUGAUAGGAAUCAUGUUUUGUUAGGGUGUUGUAUCAGCCUGUGAUGUUGAAUGCCCGUUAGGUAGAGUUUGAUAGUGUUAAAUGAUAAUUUUAACUUAAGGUGUCAAAAGGAAGUAAACCCCAAUAAGGACUCCAUAGCAAACAAGUCAUGAAUUUGAAAAUUGGCUCUGAAUUUAGUGAAAGCCCUAUCAUAAGAUUUCCUAGUGUUAACCGAGAGUGCUAGUUCGGUAAGAUUCUGUUUUGUGUGAUAAUAAAACAUUUAAUCCAUUAACAUGUCUCGGAAAGGAGGGGCGGAAUGGUGGGGCAGAAGUAGCAAGACAGGAAGCAGUGAGCAGAGUCUUGCGGAAUGCCUGCAAGCAAAAACGAGACAGGUGAUAAGCCGAUACGUUAGUGAGAAAAAAAUGAUAAUUGGCCGCCACCCAAGUGAGUCUCCUCAAGAACCACAUAAUGACCAAAGAUGAUGACCGGCCUUUGUUUACAAUCUGACAGGUAGGUAGGUUGUCUGAGAAGCAUAUGACCGAGUGACCUGCCCAGCCAGGACCCCAGGCAAUUGCUGCAGUUACUAUUGGAUAUAGCUCGAAUAAGGCCAAUGUUUUGGAAAAACCUGGUAGGGACUUGACUUCAUUAGGCCAAAGAGCCCCGAGUUAGUGAUUGCCACAGAUUGCUGCGAAACCCGAAUUGGCCGCAACAUCUGUCCAGAAUGUUGGGGAAUGGUCGGAGAUUGGGGGAAUAAACAUUGCUUUCCCGUUCAAUGUCGUGAGAAAAUUGCGCCACAUCAGUAAGUCAGCCGUCGCUUGUGGGUCUAAUGGGAUGUGGGUAUUGUCUGAGGGAAGGUCAGGGAACAAACAGAGUAGUCUGUAAAUAAAGGAUCUACCUUGUGGGAUAACCCUCAUGGCAAAAUUGAGCGUACCAAGCAGAGACUGUAGUUCUUUAAGGUUGCAAGAACCUAAUUGCAAGUAUAGGUCAAUGCUUGAGAGGGUGCACUCAAUCUUAUCAUGAGGAAGAAAGGACUGAAUGUUGACUGAGUCUAGCUGAAUACCCAGAAAAUGUAUUACCGUGUCAGGACCUACUGUCUUUUUUGGGGGAGACCAGUAUACCCAGGGACUCAAAAAGACAGAUUGCUGUGAAACUGCAAAGGGGUUUGGGCGUUGUCUUUAAUUGUGAUGAAAUUGUCUAAAUAGUGUAUAACAGUCAAGAAUCUGCACACAUUAAGUAGCAAAGAGCACAACAUUUCCGCAAAUAUAUGGGUUAAUCACCUCAGGGACUUUCAGUGGAACCAGAGAAUUACCCGGGAGUGAUGUUGAUGAUCCAGCCGGGAUAGGAUCGGUAAAUCUAGUAAGUAAGCUCCAACUUCUCCAGUCUAUCGUCAAUUAGUCCAAUAGAUGAUAACAACGAGGUCAUCAUGGCAUGGACAUCAGGCAGCUGGGAACCACUAGAACCUUCCCCAGCAUCAGUGUUGUCAGUGGUGGUAUUCAGUAGCCUGAACCACUCAGCUUUCCUGGCAGUAGCCGGGAAUAGAAUAUUCCUCCUGCAGAGCUCAGCAGUAAUACGCGGAAUAGUCCAUGAUCUGAGUGAAGAUAGACUAGGGAAGGAGUACCAGACCUAGUGGGGGUGCUGGGAAGGGACAGUUCCUCUGCAACUUCAGGGAACCUGAGACAUACUGAAAUAUAAAAUUACCAUUAGUGUGAAACUCAACUAGUACUGGCAGACUAGCUAUUGCCAUGUGGCAAAAAAAGUUUACUAAAAGGGGUGACAGGUGAGGCCCUGCUAGUUGCCAAGUGGCUUGAGAGGCUCUAACUAUGCGUUGGCCCAAGGUGAUUUUGAGGUCACCUAACAUUGUGGCUGGGGAAGCGGCCUGUCUGUGACAACUAAAGCAGAAGACAGUAUGGUUCAACAGUAAAAGUAGAGUAAGGGGAGUAGUAAGGUACAGCAACCUAAAGAUCAGAAAGGUAGGAUAGUAUCUGAGAAUGUAGGGAUAUGUGUGGGCCAGAUCGUGGACCCAAAUAAGGUAACCUACCCAAGUAUCUAGAUACGAGGUGAAAUAUCAAAUACUGCCACGAAAUGAUGAUUACCUUGUGACUGGAAAAGGCUGGACAGAGAGCACAUGACCAUAAACAACUGAGGAGGGUUGAAGAUUAUAGCAUAAUUACUAAAAAUAAUGUGACCAACCUAGAAGUGACAACCUUGAUGAGCUGCCAAAAGGCAGAUUGGGUCCACAAUUUAUACAGAUUAAUAGUCCUUGAAUGAACCUGUGGAUACAAUAUGAACAACAUAUAGAUGUUAACAAAAUAGCAGAAAAAAAGAUCUGUCCCAAAUGUAUAAUAAGUGAAAAGUCUGUAAAAUUAUUUAUUGUAAAACUAAAAAGCACUUGCACACUUACCACAACCACCAUGCAUGUGGUCUUAUUGUGGUAGUGUACAGGUCAAAGGCUAAAUAAACUAAGUGAGGGUAAUUUACAGUAGGAGGGGGAGUGAAAAAAACAAAUAAACAAACGGACAGAGUCUGAGUAGGAACACAACUCUGGGGUUCAGAAAUACACCCCAAGAGAAGUAAAUGUUAGGUGCCCUAAGCACAAAAUAAAAUAAAAGGAUACACAAUGGAAAAUUAGAUAAAGACCAGUAUCUGUCUAAACUGGUGUGCAAUGAGUGUAUCCAAAGACUGAUACCAUUGUGUCAAUCUGAUAUGACAGAGUCUAGUUAGCAAUACUCUGAGCGGUAAGUGCCGUGUCAAAUUGCAAGAUUGGCAAAUAUGCCACUGGCGCCUUGUGCACUUCACAGAUGAAAGCAGGUUCCCACUGAGCACAUGUGACAGACGUGACAGAAUCUGGAGACGUCGUGGAGAACGUUCUGCUGUCUGCAACAUCCUCCAGCAUGACCGGUUUGGCAGUGGGUCAGUAAUGGUGUGGGGUGGCAUUUCAUUGGGGGCCGCACAGCCCUCCAUGUGCUCGCCAGAGGUAGCCUAACAGCCAUUAGGUACCGAGAUGAGAUCCUCAGACCCCUUGUGAGACCAUAUGCUGGUGCGGUUGGCCCUGGGUUCUUCCUAAUGCAAGACAAUGCUAGACCUCAUGUGGCUGGAGUGUGUCAGCAGUUCCUGCAAGACGAAGGCAUUGAUGCUAUGGACUGGCCCGCCUGUUCCCCAGCAUCUGCUAUUGUGUACAUAGUUUAUACUACGUGACCCAUAGGUCGAGGAGGCGGUGACAGUGGCGGUGUAGGUGGAAGCGGCGGUGGAGGAGGAGGUAGCCAACACUGUUUAUAUAUAUAUAUAUAUAUAUAUUUUAUUUUAAUUGGGGUAGCCCCCAAAAUAUUGAGACAUACAAAAAAAGAUUUGCGGCCUGCGGUGCAUUUCUUGCAGUCCUGAUGCAUGGAGAACCUUGUCUGAGGAUCUCAACUCCUGAUGCAUGGAGAAAAGGCCUUCAAAAGCCUCUGCUAAUGUGUAGCGCUACAUACAUAUGUAAGAUUCGGUUGAGCCAGACCAGAGCGUGCUUUUCCCAAUAACAAUUUCAAAAUGAAUAUGUUUCUUUCCGGAAUACACCUAUAAAAUAAAUGGGGCCUCCAAUAGUGUGAUACUGCAAUAUAUUACAUAUUAUCAUACAAGAUAACAACAACACACUCACAUUCUCCUGAGCUAAACACCAAGCUCAGGGAUAAACGCUUGUAGGUCCGUAGAGGCGACCUUCCCCUUCUUCUGGUUGGGUGGUCUUGUACGGUAUAUACUAGGACUCAAAUAGAAACCAAUAUAUAGUACAGUAACCAAUAAUUCCAUAUAAUAUGUUAAACGAUAUACUCACAAAGGUAGAGCCUCUUUUUUCGGCUCUGUCACAGCACGUUGUGUAGUGAAAGACUAGACUCCUGUAUGCAGGAACCGACAGCCCACAGAAAUAGGUGUGAAAAUUUUAUUGUAGAUUUAAUAAAAUUAUAAUGGCCAAUAAACUUACAACCAAUCUCCCAUAAUGGGAUACCAAUAACAUACAAUAAAAAUGAAGAUGAAAAAUAAUAAUAUAUAUUAUGGGCAUGAAAGUAUUCUCUAAAAGUUCCCAGGACACGUUUCACCGUAAUCCAGACGGCUUUAUGUUUUUUUUUUAAUUGUGGUAGCCCACAAAAUAUUGGGACAUACAAAAAAAGAAACAUUUGCGGCCUGCGGUGCAUUUCUUGCAGUCCUGAUGCAUGGGGAAAUGCUCAACUCCUGAUGCAUGGAGAAAAAGCCUUCACAAGCCUCUGCUAAUGUGUACCUAGUUUAUACUAAGUGACCCAUAGGUUGAGGAGGCGGUGACCGUGGCGGUGGAGGAGGAGGAUGAGGUAGCCAACACUGUAUUUUAUGUUUUUUUUUUUUAUUGUGGUAGCCCACAAAAUAUUGGGACAUACAAAUAAAGAAACAUUUGCGGCCUGCGGUGCAUUUCUUGCAGUCCUGAUGCAUGGAGAAAUGCUCAACUCCUGAUGCAUGGAGAAAAGGCCUUCACAAGCCUCUGCUAAUGUGUACCUAGUUUAUACUAAGUGACCCAUAGGUUGAGGAGGCGGUGACCGUGGCGGUGGAGGAGGAGGAUGAGGUAGCCAACACUGUAUUUUAUGUUUUGUUUUUUUUUAAUUGUGGUAGCCCACAAAAUAUUGGGACAUACAAAUAAAGAAACAUUUGCGGCCUGCAGUGCAUUUCUUGCAGUCCUGAUGCAUGGAGAAAUGCUCAACUCCUGAUGCAUGGAGAAAAGGCCUUCACAAGCCUCUGCUAAUGUGUACCUAGUUUAUACUAAGUGACCCAUAGGUUGAGGAGGCGGUGACCAUGGCGGUGGAGGAGGAACCAGCGGUGGAGGAGGAGGAUGAGGUAGCCAACACUGUUUUUUUUAUGUUUUUUUUUUUAAUUGUGGUAACCCACAAAAUAUUGGGACAUACAAAAAAAGAAACAUUUGCGGCCUGCGGUGCAUUUGUGCAGUCCUGCAUGAAGAAAUGCUCAACUCCUGAUGCAUGGAGAAAAGAAGGAGGAUGAGGUAGCCAACACUGUGUUUUUAUAUAUAUAUAUUUUAAUUGGGGUAACCCCCAAUAUAUUGGGACAUAUAAAAAAAGACAACUCUGUUCUGCAGAGUAGCUGUUGACAUUAUAGUUGCGCAGGAACUUUGUUGACUCUAGAGAACCUCAGGCAAAUCGCACAUCCCCGUGGCAGCGACUUUGCAUGUGGAUGUCAUCCAUAUCAACUUUCGAUGCCAGUUUCUGCGCCAACCAUAGUGACCACGGGUAAUGGAGAAUCAGGGUUCCAUUCCGUACAGGGACCCUAAGAAUCGGCUACCACAUGCAAGAAAGGCAGCAGGCGCGCAAAUUACCCACUCCCGACGCGGGAAGGUAGUGAUGACAAAUAACAAUACAGGACUCUUUAGAGGCCCUGUAAUUGUAAUGAGUCCACUUGAAAUCCUUUAACUCUGAUCAAUUGGAGGGAAGUCUGGUGCAGAGCCACUGACCCGUGCGUGCUGCAGCUGAAACUCCACUAUCGCCUGCUGCUGCUCGCACAGUCUCAUGAGGCGGUGAGCAGGGAGGCCGAAGUUACGCUGCAGCGCAGACAGGCGAGCAGCAGCAGGGUGACAACGCCAAAAGUGCGCACAGCCGCUACAGUGAAUGUCACAUCCUGUUCCAAGUUGUGGAUCAGUCUGGUGAUGGCUUCUGGUAUCAAGUACUCUUUUUACUGAAGCUGCAUCAGGGUCCUGGUAUGUGGCCGCACAAACGCUGGUGCUCAACACCAUGGGGUGUGCGGUUACCCUGCACCAGACCCUGCUAAUCCAUUCCACACUGUGACUCCUAACUUCAACAUCAGGCAUACUGGGUACCGGUCGUCCGACCGCCACCCAGACAGUGUCUGGGUCCUGGUCACCGGACUGCCCACCUCACUGUGAAACUACAAAUGUAUCGGUAAAUCUGGUACGAACCCGAACUUUGCAGUUAGGGUUCGCUCAAGUCUAUUAUGGAUCCUUUGAUCGCUACAUGUAUUACUUGGAUAGCUGGUAAUUCUCAAGCUAAUACAUGUCGACGAGUGCUAGGGGACGGCCGCUCCGCUUUUGCACCCUGCUCCCUCUUAUGCUGUGCUGGUGCCUCUGUGCGACCAGCGCCUCUAUUGCUCCAGAAUUACAAUAUUGUUGAAGUACCUCUUAGCUAUUGAUCACUGGUUUAAAUAUAGCAGCUUGUUAUCUGGUAGUUUCUAGUGUAGAAAAUAUCAAUCUGUUUUCUAUCACUUAGAUCUGUGUAACAAGCGUUGUAGGUGUGAAACAAUAUUACAAGUGACCGAUGUAGUAAAUGUGAAUCAAAGUUACACUUCGAUUUGACUCUCAGAUAUGAAGUGAACACCCCUAUUUAGCACCAAAAAAAAAAGAAUUUACUUUUUAAAACUCCAAUGUAAGCAGCAGAUUAGCAGCAAAGAAAUUAGAAUGUUUACAACUGCGCUGUAAGCACACUAUUAGACGCUUCUAUUUGACUCUCAGAUAUGAAGUGCACGCCCCAAAAUGUACUAUUUAGCAGAUUAGCACCCAGAAAAUAAGAAUGUUUACCACUGCGCUGUAAGCACACUAUUAGAUGCUUCUAUUUUGCACCCCACUAAUGUACUUUUUGGCACCCAAAAUUUUUAAGUUUUAUAACUGAAAUGUGACAGCAGUAUUUGACGAUUCUAUUUGACUCUCAGAUAUGAAGUGCACCCCAUUAAUGUACUACCCCACUAAUGUACUAUUUAGCACCCAAAAAAAUUUACUUUUUAAAACUCCGAUGUAACCGUGGUAUUUGAAACUUCUAUUUGACUCUCAGAUAUGAAGUGCACCCCACCCCACUAAUGUACUAGUUUGCAGAAUUCUUUCCCAAGCUGUCCCUAUCAGCGGCAGCAUCCUCUCCCUACACUAAUAAGACCGCAUGUGCGUGCGGCGCUACGCAACUCCAGCUUAUAUAUAGAGGAUGGGUCACAUGCUGCACUGGCCAAUCACAGCCAUGCCAUUAGUGUAGCCAGAUCGCAACUGAGGUAAAGUUCUAACUGACCGUACACGUGGUUAAAGCUCAAAAAUAUGAGCUUGUGGCUGGUCAACUGUUGGGAGCUCCUUGUGACAAAUGAAUGCGGGCGCCCACUAGCUCUCCGGGAGCAAUCGUUCACCAUAGUCUGGGGUACCUUCCUUCCAAUUACCACUCUCCUGGCUGGUUGGGAAAGGGGAUUGUAACGGUAGUCACCAUCACUGGGAGCAGAAGGACACUUUACAAUGGUUCCUAAAUGGCUCCUAUGUCUAAGUCACCCUGUGCCUCUUAUAGGGUGUCUACACAAGUGUGUGUAUACUGUAAAUUGUUUUUUGUGCUCUCCUGUCCUGCCGAUGCUAAAUGGAUUUGGCUAUGAAGCCCGUAAAGCAAGGCUUGUUAAUUUGCAUAUUCAGGUAGAUUUGCAUAUUGCUAAUUCUGAAGGCAGGAGAGAGAUUUGGUGUUAGAUAUUUUCUUCCCCAUACCUUUAUAAAUAUGUUAUUAUGCUAUUAUAAUUCCCUGUGUGAUUUUUACAUAUGUUUUGGUUAUUUAUAUUUUAUUAAGACUGUCACAGCAAUCCUUGUAUAAUUAUCAUAUGGUCUAGUGCCGAGUUAAAAUAAAUAAAUAAAAUAAAGUAUUGCAUGUUAGUUCCUUUUGGAACUGGAUGUUUUGUGUGGAUUUGUAAGGAUCCCAAUGAGAGUCUUCGGACCUGUUGGCUGGUUGCACGUUCCCUCUAACCCUGAGAUAAAUCAAGAGAGCUAGGCCUGAGAGCAAUAGCUAUAACCACAUUAUAGGCAGUGUUCCGGAUACCUGCCUGAUGGAAAAACUACAGCGUCAUAAGCAGAGACGACGAUACCUACCUGGAAUGAGAGAGCUGUAAGGAAUAAGCAGAGGGGACAAACCCUGUCUGGAAGAAUGGCUGCAGCUGAAUUGGCAGAGGGGAUGAUACCUGCCUAAAAGGAAAGAUGCACACACAGCAGACACACAGUAAGAGUACCGUCACAUAUACACAGCACCCUUUCACACACACAAGGGGCCCUCACACCCACAGGACCCUUACACACACACACCCACCACCACCCUCACAAACACACACACAGUACCCUUACACAUACACACAUACACUAACAGCACCCUCACACACACACACAGCGCCCUCACACACACAUACCACCCUCACAAACAGACACACACUGCACCCUUGCACACACAGCACCCUUACACACACACACAGUGCCCACAGACACACACAGCACUGUAUGUGUGUGUGUAUGUAUGUAUAUAUAUAUAUAUAUAUAUAUAUAUAUAUAUAUAUAUAUAUAUAUAUAUACAGCGUGUGUGUUUGUGCUCUAGGGUGACCGCCUAUGUCGGUCAGAGUACAGGAGUUCCGUCAGAGAAUACGCGGGGUAAUGGUGACCGGAAAGUGAGGGGGGCUCUAAAUAAAUAAAAGCUAAGUUUUAUUUUUAUCUUAAAUACAAGUCCCUGGAGUGCUAUCAUUCUGAAUGGAGUAUACAUAUACAUGUAUGUCUGUAUAUAUGUGUGUAUGUGUGUAUAUAUAUACACACACACACACACAGGAUAUCACAAUAGUGAGUAAACCCCACACAUUUUUGUAAAUAUUUUAUAUCUUUUCACGUGACAACACUGAAGAAAUGACACUCUGCUACAAUGUAAAGUAGUAAGUGUACAGCCUGUAUAACAGUGUAAAUUUGCUGUCCCCUCAAAAUAACUCAACAUACAGCCAUUAAUGUCUAAACCGUUGGCAACAAAAGUGAGUACACCGCUAAGUGGAAAUGUCCAAAUUGGGUGCAAUUAGCCAUUCCCGAUGUCAUGUUACUCAUUAGUGCUACAAGGUCUCAGGUGUGUUAAAUUUGGUGUUAUCACUCUUACACUCCCUCAUACUGGUCUGAGCACUGCAAGGCUGACCGCCCACCCCUUCAACCUCUGCAGUAAUGCUGGCAGCACUCGCACGUCUAUUUCCCAAAGACAACCUAUGGAUAUGACACUGAGCACGUUCACUUAACUUCUUUGGUCGACCAUGGCGAGGCCUGUUCUGAGUGGAACCUGUACUGUGAAACCACUGUAUGGUCUUGCCCAGCGUGCUGCAGCUCAGUUUUAGGCAAUCUUCUUAUAGCCUAGGCCAUCUUUAUGUAGAGCAACAAUUCUUUUUUUUUCAGAUCCUCAGAGAGCUCUUUGACAUGAGGUGCUAUGUUGAACUUCCAGUGACCAGUAUGAGAGAGUGUGAGAGCGAAGACACCUGCUUCCCAUUCACACUAACGAGUCACAUGACACUGGGGAGGAAAAAAUGGCUAAUUGGGCCCAAUUUGGACAUUUCCACUUAAGGGUGUACUCACUUUUGUUGCCAACGGUUUAGACCUUAAUGGCUGUGUGUUGAGUUAUUUUGAGAGGACAGAACAUUUACACUGUUAUACAGGCUGUACACUUACUACUUUACAUUGUAGCAGAGUGUCAUUUCUUCAGUGUUGUCACAUGAAAAGAUAUAAUAAAAUAUUUACAAAAAUGUGAUGGGUGUACUCACUUUUGUACAUACGAAUAUAUAAAUAAAUAUAUAUAUAUAUAUAUAUAUAUAUAUAUAUAUAUAUAUAUAAAGGCUGCGGCUGUAAGCGAAACCUUAAGUUGUAGGAGGGGUUAUCCAGCCUAUAAAUGCACAGGCCACCCAUUCCUCUGGGCCAAUACUGCCUGGUUCAGUACAGAACCAUGUACUUCUGGUACAAAAGUCAUCAACAGAAACUACCUAAGCUCCAAACAAGCUGGUCUUGGCCUUGUGCGGCCUACGCAAGUAUUUAUUUUACCUUACCUCAGUAAACAUAUAGCCGACUCCCUCGAAGCUCAUAGGGCACUCCCGCGUCCUUCCCAGCUGAGGCUUUUCCUGUUGCUAUUCACAUAUUUUUUACAACAAAACAGUCCAUUUGUUUGUUCAGUCCGAGUAUUGAGCUCACAUUCAGCCUUUUACUAACUAGGGUGGCGCAGUUUAGUCCAUAUUAGGCCCUUAUUACGAUUGGAGUUGUUUUUUACAUUUCAAAGUUGGGCGGUGCCAAAUAAAGGAUCCGUCCCGGGUGCCAAAUACUCCAGGUAUGCCCCUGCCCAUAACCAUACUAAAUUGCAACGGGUCUACUCAUAUUUUUUCAACCUUCAUUAAACCCCAUUUAAUUGUAUCAUUCACCCGUAACUUCUCAUUAGGCCUUAAUUUGACCACCCUGCAGCUAGGUAGAAUUACAUUGUGCCCUCAUUAGGCUUAUCACACAUAUAAGUUUAUAUUAGGCCCUCACUUGGCCUUCCACAACAAAUGCUUCAUAUGGCCCUCAGUGGGCAACCUACUAUGACCAUCAUUUUAGGACAUAUACAUGUGUUAUGAUCAGUGGUACCAUGUUACUCAAAUGUCUCAUCAUUAUCAUCUCAAAUUAACAGACCUGCCAUUACGGGCCUCUCACGAGUCAAGUUGGUUAUGUGCACUUUAUGAAAUGGAGCAGGUCUGCCAAUUUGCUUCAUGAUAUGUAAACUGCAAUUCCUCAACAACCAUUAAUGAACCCACUCCUAUCAUUUCAUACACCCGCUAAUUCUCAUACUUCCCUUAUGUAGCCACCCCAAUACUCAUGAAUUGCAAUGAGCUCUCUCAGCCUUCUACUCCUAUACCUUGACACAUGGCCCUCAUUAAGCGUUUACUACAUAUGCUUCAUAGGCCUUCAUUACAAAAGCCUUGGUGUGUUUACUGCUAGGACCUAAUUUGGGCCUUUCUGCCACCUGGGGAGUUAUAUAUUACAGUAUAUUAUAUUUAAGUACUUCACUUGGUGUAAAAAUAAAAAAAAUAUAUAUAUUUUUUUUAAACAGAUAACAUACCAGAGCAUCACUACUAUCCAUAUGCAAUUCACAAUCUAUUUCACCAUUCUUACAACCUUGGUACGAUUAACCUACAUUUGUUCAUGCUAUAAUCGUACAUCUCAUACAGCCUAUUAUCCACCCAGCAGCUCAAGACUUACAUUGGGCACUAUCAGCAUUCCGGUGCAAUACCUCUACACAAUGCCCUGACUAGGCCUGCACUCAGUACAUUACUUCCGGCCCUCCGUGGUUAUUCCACUAUGACACAAUUUCGGACCCUCAUUUGGGCAAUUACAUACGACAUUUCCAGCUUUUCAAUGGUCAACGACAACCCUAUCUUACUACGGUUGACUAUUCCUCUCCACCUUGUUAGGCCUACCCUUCCUAUAUCACCCUCUUUCUGCAUUCCCAGGAACCUUGAACACCUUAUUACAGAUUUCGACCAUAUUCAGGCCUACUCGGUGUGUCACGGUUUUGCCUAAACCUUGUCUAAUCCACAACUCUUGUCAUAACCACUUACUAGAUCUCACAUAUUUCUCUUCCUGCUAGUAAACUAGAGCUGUUCCCAUCUUUCUUAUACAUACUAUAGGAGAUUUAGGUUUAUAAUCCUAAAUUCCAUUAUCAUCUUGGUUUCUACUAUCCCUUCUUAUCAUCCUCUUGUUGACGAUUUAAUCCUUAACCACAACACAGGUACGUUAUACACUUAUCUCAAUUAGCACUUACACCGUCCUGGACAUAUUCUUAUUAGCAUUCCCAUUGUGUCUUUAGGUACCUCUCUAUGAUAUUCCUUUCUCACAUUCAACCACACAGUAGUUGGGCAGAAUACAUAUGUUCCAACAUACUUUCUAUCAAUUCAUUAUGUUUCUAUUCCCUUGCAUUCCUAAGUUAUAUAUCAUCUGGCUGUAAAGGGUAUUGGUGCAGACCAUAUUUUAGGAGUGUAAACAGUCCUGAGCAGCCAAUUCACAUGGAGGUUUUCGUCCAUUGGCCCAACUCAUAGCUAGAGCCUUGCUCCAACUUCUCAAGGUUAUUAGAUAGGGACUCACCUGUCACAGCCACUUAUUUGAAUCUCUUACUUGUCACCUAGAGGCCAAUAUUCCCACCUCUUCGUUAGGUGGCUUAAGUCCCUCUACCAAUUCAUAGCUAAUGCCCCUCAAAGCCACUUGGCAUUUAGUAGGGCCUCGCCUAGCUAAUUACUAUACAACCCGCCAGUUGAUGCAGGGUUACACUAUAACCAGCAUGACUGUCACAUUUACUCUUCAUCGUAGCAUUUCUCACAUCUUGGGAAAUACAAUAAUGACAAACUGGAGAAGUUAGAAUCUCCUAACUAAGGAGUUCCUAAGUCUUCAUACCUCUUACUUCCAUCCUCUCAGGGUAACAUCACUAGUUAACAUUGAUGGAAGGCUAAGACAUCAAUUUGGUCUCCUUGUUGAUUUCCUCCCAAGACCUCAUAGAGAACUAGGUUUACUGCUACUGAGAUUUGUCAGUAGUUUGCAAGCUAGAGAACCCAGACUGAACAAAACUGACUAUACCCGAAUCCAUUCUGGCCUUUGGUCUAUAUAGAGAUGUCCUCUUUUACACACCCUUACACACCUAGACCUAGAUCUCUAUGUUACAUACAAUGGUGGACAUGGGGCACAAGUAUCACGGUUGUACAUUCUAUGACUAUUGCUAAUCUUUUUAGGCCAAAUUGACCGCAGCUUGGCUCAAUUCAACACCUGUUUAGAUCAGAGCCUAUUAUACAGAACUAUUCUGCCAUCAUUUCGCAGGCAUUAAAGCAUUAUACUUUUGUCACCUCCAACUUUCACUCCACCGAUUUUAUAUUCUAACCCAGUUCGCCCACUAAGAGUCGUACUACACAAGAGUUUAAAUACAAAUUAGGCAGACCUAUUGUGUUCUUAGGUAAGGUGCAUUCUGCAACAUUUUCAAUACUGGUAGUUGUCUUGUACAUAAGUAACUGGCCACAGUGAUACACAAAGGGGUGCCGUGAAAUGUUUCCCCAGUGCACAGGAUUUGCAGCCAUUUUCAAGAAUAACUGGUUCCGUGACAUAUGGCCUGCAGAGAUGCAGAGUCUACCCUCUUUUGGGUAAACUUAAGCUCUCUUCUAAAUAUACCCUAUCGUGCCCACCACACGUGCCUGGGGGUCUCUGUGCAGGGGAUAUCUGUCAAAUGCUACUGAAACACAGCAGCAUGUAAUAUUAUAAAUAAAGGUUGAUCCUCCUCACUAACAAUAAUGAGGUUAAUAAGGAAUUUGACUUGGCUGGCAGCAACAUAGCAAUCUUACCUUGUCCGGAUACAAAUACCAGGCCACCACAACAUAGCACCCAAAACUUUCUCUCAAUCACAAUUCCAGGUAUUGUUCCAAGCACACCCAACAGCUGCCAAACGAUCUACCAAAACCCCAACAUUUCAGGACCUGAUAUAGCAUUAGCUCAUCUCAUGACCAUGGUAGAUCGCUGGCACAUGCAGCACUCUCUGCCAAUAACAACCAUUCAUAUAUUAGAUUUCUGAAUAUUUAAAAAAAAUUCACUUCAGAAUUUCUAAUCGUUAAUCCAUACUCAUUUGAUACCAUGGUGGCAUUCAAAUCCUUUUGCCACGUCAACCUUAAAUUAGGUCACAAUACGAUAAAACUACUUGGAUACAGUCUUCAAAAUUUUCAGAUCAUUCUUUUAGAAUAGGUGCUCCUUCUGCAGUCUCGAACGGAAUAUCCCAGUACAUGUCAUUGAUGGAUGGGAUGGGGAGAUCAUCUGAAUACACUAGAUGCAUCCCUUAACCGGAGAAGGAAUUGAGGCAAGCACUUAAAGUAUAGUUUACAUAAUGUCAACACGUAUUAAAGUGUUAAACUGUUAAACUUUUGCACUCUUUUUACAGGUCUACCUAAACUUGGUUUAGGCACACCAUAACCGACACACCACCACUACUAUAACUCCGCUUAUUGUCACCGACCACAAUAGGAAAGUUGUGCCUAAAGUUGUGGGAGGGCUACCCGGCUUAUAAAUACACAGGCCACCUCUUCCUUUCGACCAAUACUGACCUGCUUCAGCUCACCCACUGCUCCCUUUGUCAAACCAUUCAAUUUUGGUGGGCCCUCUUUUUACAGGCCUACCAGAACGUCGGUUUUGGCACACCACAACUUAUACCACUAAUAUAACUUAGCUUAUUGUCCCUGACCACAAGUAUAAAUAUAUAUAUUUAUUUAAUUUAUUUUGUGUUUCGAAAGCAAGGAAUUGUGCUGAAUAGAAUCUAUAUAUCUCCCAAAAUUCUGCAAGGUUCCCACUUGGUGUAAUGCAGAAUAUUAGCCCCAGGGAAGUUUAUUUUAAAAUUGAUAUUGCACUUUAUGUGAAGAGCAGAGUGGGUCAGUGCUCCACUUCACAUGUUGGAGGUUGCUGGGAGAGUGCAUGCAUUUACAGAAUCAGGUGGCAUCUCUCUGACAGCCACUAGAAGUUUUUCCAUAGUGGACUAAUGCGUCUUGCUUGAGCUCCAUAGUAAUAAGUAGUAACUAGUAAUCCCAGACACUAUAACCUCAGGAGACUUUUGGCAACUUACCAGGCUUUCUAAGCACACAACCCAACACAAACACCAAGCAGUCAUCGGUACUAGUGUGAGACAGCUCUGUGGCUUACCUGAAGGUAAGGAUGUGAGAAAGGCGGACAAUCUUUCUGCCCUAUGUCGCUUGGGAACCUACAGCAUUAACAUGCAAUAUUAUCAAUACAUACAGCAUAUUUGCUAGUAGAGUUGAUAGUUUAGAUGGUGAUUUAUUAACAUACAAAACAAAUUAAAAUAAGUUAGAAUGCAAGUACAAACUGCUAUACAGCAAUAGAUAUGUGCAAACAGAUUUGCUGCUUACUGGAGUUAGUGGUGAGUGAAACGGUAUAUUAGCCCGUUACUCACAUACACGUUUUCCCACACUGGGAGAUGUCUCCUGGGGGUCGGUCAGAUGAAGUGUCAUUUUAUCAUAUGAAUAGAUAAACUCAUUUCUUUAUGUUCUAUCAAAUGAUAUGUCUUUAUCUGACAGACCUACUUGCAACAUGCAAUGAAAUAAUUUACUCGGAUAUGCCGAUGUACACUAGCACUAUUUUCUAUCUGUAAUUAUCUCAAAAAAAAUUAUUUACAAAAAAAAAAAAAAGCUGCAUAAACAGAAACUAAAGUAAUUUAACUCCUAAAUGGCAGAUAAUUGAUUAGAGAGUCUGCAAGGGCAUGAUCUAUACACCAAAACUGCUCUCCACCGACAACUUUGUGAAUGCAUGGUAUGCCCUUCAUUCUAAGAGCUAUGAUUAAAUCUUCCUAUCCACAUAUCUAGCUCAAGCACUGAUAUUUUAUCUAUGUAUUUCUAUUUUGCAUUGAAACAUGGAUUUGUACAGAUUAACUAUUGAGCUUGAUUUGUGCUGUUUUUGUUUCCCACCAUAUUUCAUUUUUCCAUCACUUUUGACCUAUCCACAGGUGUCUAAGCUGCUUGAAGAAAUGGCCAAUACGUACUUACUAUUUAGAAAUGAGAGUGAUGCUCGGAAAAUCCUUAUUGCUGAAAUUAAUGCGUUGAAAUACCAACAAGAAGCCAUGAAAACAGCUUACAAAACUGGUAUUUAUGCAGUUUAUAUAAUUAGUUGGUUCUGUAACACCACUUCUUAGCAAAUUUUAACUCUUAAUUAUUCAACACAUAAAACGUAUUAUUAUUGGAAUGUGUGAGCAGUCUAUGGCUUCAAGCAUAUACAGGAGCCCAUUUCAUAGCAUACAACCCAAAGAAGUGACUGUGUUCAUUUCAGUUUGAUAUAUAGUAGUCUGUAAGUUAUUUUACAUACAUCAGAUGAUUAAGUGAUUUGAUGUAUAUAUAUUAUUUUAGAUGAAUGGAUCUUUUCUUAAUAUUAUCCUGAUCUUUUAUUGAUGGUUUGCAUAUGUGUGUCAUGUGCUAACCAUGUAUAUAUGUUGGUGUUUGUUUGCACUUGCGAGUAUCACAUAUUUCUGACAAAAUGUGUAUGUAUGUAUGUGUGUAUGUUUGUAUGUGUGCGCAUGCGUGUGUAUGUGUGUAUAUGUACAGUGAGGGAAAAAAGUAUUUGAUCCACUGUUGAUUUUAAAUGUUUGCACACUGACAAAGAAAUGAUCAGUCCAUAAUUUUAAUGGUAGGUGUAUUUUAUCAGUGAGAGACAGAAUAACAAAAAAUAAAUCCAGAAAAACGCAUGUCAAAAAAGUUAUAAAUUGAUUUGCAUGUCAAUGAGUGAAAUAAGUAUUUGACCCCUUCGACUUACUACUUGGUGGCAAAAUCCUUGCUGACAAUCACAGACGUCAGACGUUUCUUGUAGUUGGCCACCAGAUUUGCACACAUCUCCAGAGGGAUUUUGUCCCACUCCUCUUUGCAGAUCCUCUCCAAGUCAUUAAGGUUUCGAGGCUGUAUUUAAAUGUUUCUAUCAUAUCCCCUCUGUCUCGUCUUUCCUCCAAGCUAUACAAGUUAAGUUCCUUUAACUUUUCCUUGAAAGUUUUAUCCUGCAAUCCAUGCACCAGUUUAGUAGCCCUUCUCUGAACUCUCUCUAAAGUAACAAUAUCCUUCUGGAGAUACGGUCUCCAGUACUGCGUACAAUACAAGUGAGGUCUCACCAAUGUUCUGUACAAUGGCAUGAGCACUUCCCUCUUUCUACUGCUAAUACCGCUCCUUAUACAACCAAGCAUUCUGCUAUCAUUUCCUGCUGCUCUAUUACAUUUUCUGCCUACCUUUAAGUCAUCAGAAAUAAUCAACCCUAAAUCCCUUUCCUCAGAUGUUGAGGUUAGUAAGGUAUCAAAUAUUCUGCCUUUGGGUCUUUGCGUCCAAGAUGCAUUAUCUUGCACUUAUUCACAUUAAAUGUCAGUUGCCACAACUCUCACCAUUUUUCUAGUUUUCCUAAAUCAUUUGAGAUCAUUAACAAGAUCCUCCCGUGUAGUUCUGUGCUGAUUCCUCACCGUUCUCAUGAUCAUUAAAACUCCACAAGGUGGGAUCUUGCAUGGAGCACCAGACCGAGGGAGACUGACCGUUAUUUUGUGUUUCUUCCAUUUGCGAAUAAUUGCACCAACUGUUGUCACCUUCUUACCAAGCUGCUUGGCGAUGGUCUUGUAGCCCAGUCCAGCUUUGUGUAGGUCUACAAUCUUGUCCCUGAUAUGCUUGGACAGCUCUUUGGCUGUGGCCAUGGUGAAGAGUUUGGAAUCUGAUUGAUUGCUUCUGUGGACAGGUGUCUUUUAUACAAGUAACGAGCUGAGAUUAGGAGCACGUCAUCUUCCGGCUCCGGUAUCAGUGCGGUGCGCGAGGGAGCUGAAGAGGAAACACUGAGUGCUCCCUCGCGCGCGCGCCUGCCCGACCGGCCACCCGCCUGCCCGACCGGCCACCCGCCUGCCCGACCGGCCACCCGCCUGCCUGGUGUCAGCAGGGCCAGCCUCGGGGGGCCCUGGGGUGGUUGGCUCCUGGGACCCCCAGGGGAAGAGGCUGGCCCAGUGGGUGCACACCGGGUCGCAGGGGCGGCCGGGUCCCCUGGUGGGCCGGGCCCGGUCGCAGCCGCGACCCCUGCGACCCUGGUAUGUACGCCACUGUUAUCAUUUUAAAAAUAUAUAUCAUAAUCAAAAUCUCAAAAGUAUAACUUUUUGGGGAAUUAAACAGGUAAAAAAUAUAACUGAUGAGGAAGUGAUUUUGUUAAAUUAAUGGGGCAGGGGGCAGGGCCUUACCAUCAAGAAGGCCAGACACUAAAUGCAUCUUGUACUUAAAAGCUGUUAAGCUACCCUUUGAUGUCCUACUUUGCCAUAACCUGAUAAUAAUGGCCUGUGUGUGUUCAAGAACGGUUUAACCCCUUAAGGGAAGAGUGCCUCCAGGGGCCUCCUGGCACCAUAGCAACUUAAUUUAGAUGAAGUUGUUUUGGUGCCUGAAGUGUCUCUUUAAAAUGUACAAGUACAAAAUUGCCAAUACUAAUGCAUCCAGUAACAGACUCUGCUGUGCAGAUAAAAACAUUUUAAAUGUGUAAAAUAAAAAAUAAAUUUCAGUGCAAAUUAUUCCUGACUUCAAUAUUUGUCAUAAUCUUUUAUAAUCUUUGUUGUAGAUGAACAUGGAGAAGACCCUGUGACGUUAGCAAUUGCAUUAAGGGUGGCCCGAAAAGAUCUAACUCAAGUGCAGGUUGAACUAAAUACAAUGAAAGCUGAUUAUGGAGAUGUUGUUCCCAGGAGAAACUUUAAUAACCAGGAGAAAAAACUUGCAGAAUACUCACAAAAGGUAUAUUUGCUUUGUAGACAGGUGUAGAGUGGUGUAUUUAGGAUUUGUGCUCCCCUAAUUUAAAUUUUCCCCACCCCUUCCUGUCAAGGCCGCACUUUGACUGACAGACGCUCACUCACUGACAGACGCACUCUCACUGACAGACGCACACCCUCACUGAUACACACUCUCAUAUACACUGACAAACAAUGACAUAUACACACACACUCACUGAUUUGACACACUGAUAGAUAGACGCACACUAUUACUCAGACACUCACUGAAAGAUACACACUAUUACUCGGACACUCACUGAUAGACAGACACACACUAUUACUCGGACACUCACUGACAGAUGCACGCACUGACGGUCCGACAGACACACACACAAUUAGACACACACACACUAACUUAGACACACACACUUACAGACACACUCACAGACACACACAUUCACUCACCCAAACACACACACAUUCACACACACACACACACACAUUCACUCACAGACACAAACACACACAUUUCCACCAAGACUCACAAAUUAUAUUUUAAAUUUUUAUUUAAAUCCACCCAGCCUCCCUGGGAGAGCUGAAGUGGAUUACUUACCUGCGGUCCAGGGAGCUCUGAUUUUCCUGCUCAGCUCCCUCGCGCACCACUUAGUGAUGCCAGGAGCCGCAGUGACGUCAUAUUCUGGCUCCUGGCUUCAUUAAGCUGCCCGCUGCCCACCUCAGGGGGGCUCAAAAGUGGCCAGCUCUUGAGCCCCCCCAAAACACGAGGCAAACAAGGGAUCUGCCUGAGCGUUUGGGGGUGGCUUUUUUUGCCGCCCCCUGCAAAGUGCCGCCCAAGGCAAAUGCCUUGUUUGCCUCGCGAUAGACUCAUCACUGAGUGAAUACAUCUUGUGUGUAACAUAUGUAAUAAGGGUAAGAGGGGGACUCCAUUAUUUAAGGCUUGUUAACUGCUAAAUUCUGAUAAAAUGCAUCCAGCCCUUUCUAUGUUGGGGCUGGAUCCAUUUUAUCAGAAUUAAUAGUUUUAACUUUUUCAGAUUUUUUUGGGGGGGUCUAAUUAUUAUCGCAGAAGUCACAAGAGUUGUUUUAUCUUUCCCUCUCAACUUUGUUAUAUUGCUAUAUUGAAUAAGAAGUAUUAUUUUAAAAAAACACACAUUUCCACCAAGCCUUCUUCACAUAAAUGUUCAAAUAGCGGUUAUAAUAACGGUUUAUCAGAGAACUAGUAUAUUCCCAAUCGGUUAUUAGUGCAUAAAAACAUUUCAUAUAAUACACAUGCAUUUCAUACAUAUGCAUGGUGUGUUUUCCUCUUCCCUGACCUACUUUUAUUUCACAAUUACAACAAAUAGUUUUCUUUGCCAUUUGUUACUCCGUUUGACUCUUUAUUUUUUGUUGACAAGCUGAACUUCUCCGAGCAUGCACUAUACCUUGGAUUGUAAUCAGAAAAAACAAAAUAUAGGUGGCGCUCAAGAAUGAAAGAACCGAAAAAACAGUGUUGCUGCUUCACCCAAGUAUAUUGUCACUAAAAUAUACUUAGCGAUAGAGAUACAGUGUAAAGUGAAAAAAGGGGUGAUAAGCGCACACAAAUAAAAAUAAGGAAUUGAUUACCUCAUCUUUUUAUGAAAAACAUAAAUAUUCCUUACAAUAUACUUUUCUGUGGUAACCAAUGUAACAGGAAUCAGGAUUUCUUUAUCCUAUAUUAAAUGAAUAAAAAACAGAUACACAUAGCAUAACCUGUAUAUAAAAUAUAUGAAUUUAGGGAAAUAGUCAAUAAACUCACACUUUUCAGAGCCACUUAGAAGUAGGCUCAGGACUUGGCAUGCAUAUCAUCUCAUCAAGGAGAUAUUAGAUAAAGCUUUCAGCGGUCACACUUUUCAGGAACUCAGGAACUCAGUACUGCUGUCAAAAACAGGAACUCCAGAAUCCAAGGUGAAAGUUUUAAAAGGUGAGUAUUAACAAUAAGUAAUAAACAACAAAUGUAACAACGCGUUUCAACCCCACAAUGGGUCUUUCUCAGGUGCUGAUAAAAGUUACACUAAUGUGAACAUAUAUAUAUAUAUAUAUAUAUAUAUAAACAUUAAUUAACAAUUAAUUGCACGUUAUACAAGACACUCCCAUCACCAAAUAUGGUCUAAACCGGAUACGUGUUCUGCCACCACCAAAAUGGCGACAUUUCCGGUCCGGAUUCAUAUCCCCGCCCUAUUGCUAGCCUUUUACAUGAAACUAAAAUCACACUGUCAUGUUACUGAGCAGGUCAGAGAGGAGACGUAUGCUGAGGUUGUCUUCAGGUAGUUUAUUUGAGUUAUUAGUGUUUAUUUGAGUUAUUGAGUUAUUAGUUUUUAUGGUUUAGACAAAGGUAACAAAGAAUAACAGGAUAAAAAGAGAAAACGAAUAAUAAAGAUAAAGGGAGAAAGCAGAACCUAGAAACAGAAUUACAGGUAAAUAUGAAGGAGUAGUAGUAGAAGAAAUAGGAGUUUAGGCAAUAUGCCCCAAAGCAGGUUUACAGGAGAAAGGGAAACCUAUCAGUGAAAUAAUAGGUAACAAGUAAACAUAAUAUUGUCAGACAAUAAUGAACAGCAUAAUAAAGGAUAAUGGAAUUUGGGUUGGUUCUGAGUUAAGGUGAACAGUCUCUUUAGUUUGGAGGAUUUGUACUGAAGUUACCAGAUAAGUGGAUCAGGGUUUUCCAGGAGAGUUGCAGUUAAUAGUAUGGUUAGUAAAGUCCAGGUAGGUUAGAUCCAAAGCAAAUAAGGAAUCGUUAGAAAACAAAGUCCAGUUUGAAUUAAAGCAGGAUCAUUGGGUGAAUCAGGAUGGAUCAAAGGAAAUCAGAGUUGAGCAGGUUAUCAGGAAUCAGUUUGAGCCAGGAACAGAUGUUUUGUCUGUAUCAGAUCAUAAACAAGUAUCAGAAAGAGCCAGGUGUAGAACACAACUUCUCUCAAUGUAAAGGUCAUGUGAUGAGUUGGGUGUAGCCUUUUAUAGCAGACUUGGAAGAUCAUAUGAGGCAGGUGAGAGAAACUGAGGAUUGACUAGUGGCUAGGGAGGCCACUAGAGGUGUGAAACAAAUAUUGCAGUAAUAAAAUAAAACAGUAUCUUGGUUGUCAGGAUAGGAUCCUGACAUCCACAUUCAAAGCAAAUAGAGAGAAAGCAUAUAAUAGUUAAAAAACAAAGGGACAUAGAAGGAGAUCCUUCUUUCCUACAAGGCAGAGUCAAACUGGAUAUCUUUCGAAUCCUCAAGCGAAAUCGCAGUCAUUGUGUAGUUCCUGUUGCGUCACUUCUUGUGACGGAUCGGGUCUGUAUUGCAAAGUCGGAUACUUCACUUCCUAUGACAGAAAAGAAAAUGGGGUGGAACAGCGCUACAGUACUGAUCACAGGGGUGAAUAGAGCUGCACACCUGAGGGGAAGGGCAAUCCUCAAACCCUUCAACAAAUCUGGGAAAACAGGAAACAGCAAAUACAGGGUGCGCUAAGUAGAACAAUGAAAGAUAAUAUACACAGAAAAAAGGAAAUACAAAAAGUCUCCACACAUUCUACCCCAAUCACUACCCCGACUACAAUAAAUACCCCGACCAUAAUUAAUACUAAUCUUAAGCCCCAAUCUAAAUUUUAUCCAUCCAAUUUUAAGUCCGGACCUCUAGAAGUAUUUGAAAAAGACUUUGGUAAAAUCAAGAAGAAGAAGUCAGACAAACCUAAUCUAAACCGCACCACAGCACACGAGAGGCAGAUGAAGCCACAACUACACCAGCAGAGCACAGCAACUGCAACAUCGCCCUGCCCUCUAAUCACUGACCCCCGGCGGAGAGGAAAAGUGGACAAGGCACCAGGCACUCGGAACUGCAGGGUCGUGUGCAAGAAGCUCGCUGGACAUUGGCAACCAAGCUGUGGCGGCCUCCCACCAAGAGGCAUCGGAUGAACGGCCCACCGGGACAUUAACCACUCAGGCAAAAAUUGCGGUGCCCAAAUCCCGAUAACGGCCUAUUUACCUCUAUCCCUUCCUAGUCACAAUGGACACAAUCCAGUCCCCUCUUUGCUACCUACAAGAGCCAACAGCAUGUGCUCACAUCUGACUGAUAUGUAUAUGUAUAACUGUUAUCUCUCCUACUCUUAACAUACUAAUGUUCAUUUACUUAGCACAUACUUUAUAACUCACAUAUACUACCUGCUAUUAAGCUAUGUUGAAUAUGUCUUCACUUACUAACUAACAAUAGUGCAAGUAUCGAUGUAAAAUCCACGGUUACUAAUGUGUGCAAAGCUUGAUGGAGAGGCCAUCUUGUGACAAUACCUUCCUGAUAGCUUGUAAUGUGGCAACACCUUCCUCGGGUGCCGUCCAAACUGUUAAGCAUGUAAUUUUAUUACUUAACCUUAAUGUCAGUCUGCAUUCCGGUCUUCCACGUUUUAUGUUGUCUAUUACACUGACAUAGCUACUGUUUAACCCAGAGUCAAGCAUGAAUAUUAUAAAAAAUGUGCAGAUGUAACCUAUGUCUACUAACCCAAUAUAGCCGGCAUCUGCUGUCGUGGCAAUGCCGGCAUGUUUGUCAUCACUAUGCACACCAAAAUACAGAAUUUAUUUUAAAAAAAUAUAUUUCUAAAAAAAAAAGGAUUAUUGAAAGAAUAUAUAUCAAGAUAAAAACAGUGAAAUAAAAUAUUUGUAUUAAAAGUGCACAAAAAAGGAGCAAAAAAUACAGGGAUGAGAAGAUAAAAGCAAAAAAUAUUUUUAUAAAAUAGGAUUGAUUUCAAAAUCUAUAUUUAAUCCUUAGGAGCCAAAGUACGUGGCUCAAAUAUCCAUUUGGAUUUCUGUAUACUUAACUUUUUGGCAGUAUUUCCCCCUCUACAGUGUAUAUUAACUUUAUCAAUUGCACAAAAUUCUAAAUGUCCUGGGUCUGACAUAUGUUUCUCUAAGAAGUGUCUAGAGACACUAUGGUUUAAGAAACCUUUUUUGAUGUUCCUCACGUGUUCACUUAUUUUUACUUUUAUUGGUCUUGAUGUCUUCCCUAUGUAUUGUAGUCCACAAGUACACCACAAAAAUAGAUUACAUUACGUGAGUGGCAUAUGUUCACAUUAGUGUAACUUUUCUUAGCACCUGAGGCAGACCCAUUGUGGGGUUGAAACGCGUUGUGCUACAUUUGUUGUAUUUUACUUAUUGCUAAUAAAUACUCACCUUUUAAAACGUUCACCUUGGAUUCUGGAGUUCCUGUUUUCAACAGCAGUAUUGAGUUCCUGAGUUCCUGAAAAGUGUGACCACUGAAAGCUUUAUCUAAUAUCUCCUUGAUGAGAUGAUAUGCACUACAAGUCCUGAGCCUACUUCUAAGUGGCUCUGAAAAGUGUGAGUUUAUUGACUAUUUCCAUAAAUUCAUAUAUUUUAUAUACAGGUUACGAUAUUUUUAUCUGUUUUUUAUUCAUUUAAUAUAGGAUAAAGAAAUCCUGUUACACUGGUUACCAAAGAAAAGUAUAUUGUAAGGAAUAUUUAUGUUUUUCAUAAAAAGAUGAGGUAAUCAAUUCCUUAUAUUUAUUUGUGUGCGCUUAUCACCCCUUUUUUUCACUUUACACUGUAUACCUUGGAUUGUAUUUGAUUUUGCUGCCCUCUUUACUGCUUAAAGCGGCACUGUCAUGCCGAACUUACCUUUCCCUAAUCGUUUCCUCUUUUCUUCCUCUCUCGGGAUCUGUUUUUCAUUUCUUCCUAUCUGAUCUAGUUUUCUUUAAAACAUAAGACAAAGUAGGGACUAUUUUGUCUUAUGUAUAUUUCCUACGCAUGACCAGCGGAGGAGCAAAGUGUGCUCCAUUUCCUGUGGUCAGAGCAAUUUCCCAAAAUUCUCACCUUUCCUCUGUGAUCUCGCGAUGCCUCCUUUCACUAUUCACAAACGUCCUGUUAUUUAGACAAAACGCAGGCGAAACUACCAAAUUUCGCCCAAACAUAAUGAGAACAGUUGUUCAUUCAUGUUAGGACGACAAUCUUUACUUUUAGGUCGGUUUGAAAUUUAAUUCGAAUGAAUGAAAUAUCGAUCUGAUCCAUGCUGCGGCUGGAGCCUUCCCACGCCCUGCAAUUUGGCUCAGAGUACUUUGAUUGGUUGGAUUCCAAGCCAACCAAUCAGAGUGCUGUGACAGGUAAAUGUAGAGACUUACCUGUCAGUCUCUUCAUUUACCUGUCAGAAAACUCUCAUUGGUUGGCUUAAACCAACCAAUCAGAGCACUCGGAGCCAAAUUGCAGGGCGUGGAAAGAGAACCAUUAAAUUGGGUAAUAGUAACAACCCCUGGAUGUUGGGCUUAGGUAACAUCCCCAGGACGUACUUGAAAACCAGAGUAAUCUGAAUGCCUUUCCUGGUUAAAUACUUUGUUAUUAUUAUUUUACCCGCCCUGCAGAGCUCAGUCUGCGUGAUCCCCCUGCUGGGUGAAGAUGGAUUAUUUUUUUUAGCGUCAGGAUUUAUUUAUUUUUCGGCAGAUUUUUUUUUAUUCUAGAAGUUUGACGGAUAUUACGAUUUUUUUAUUUGGCUUUUUUGGGGGCUGAAAAAAGAAGGUUUUAGAAAAAAGAAGACAUCAAAUGGUAAGUAUUUUUGUUUUUAUUUAUUUACAGGUAUUUAGUUUUAUUGUCUCCCCUCACUACUAUUUUAAGGUGCACUUAUAAUAUAAAUAUUUUAUUUCACUGUUUUUAUCUUGGGUCUCUAUGAUAUAUAUAUAUAUAUAUAUAUAUAUAUAUAUAUAUCGAGAAAUGUUUUUUAUCAUGUAUGAUGUGUUUUUAGCACUUUUAAUGCUGAAAUUUCUUCUCUUGCCCUCUUCUUCUAUAUGAUAUUGAUGUCUUCUUCUAUAUGAAGACAUUUGGUCUCCCCACAUUGUCAUUUAGGGCCCCCACCCACCACUCAUGGGUGAGGGCCGGGGGGAGGACAAUAGGUGCCCCCCAUUGCCAUUUAGGGCACCCACCUGCUGCUUAUGGGUGGGGGCCAGAGGGAGGAUAAUAGGUUUCCCCCCCAUUGUCAUUUAGGGCCCCCACCUGCAGCUCAUGGGUGAGGCCCAAGGGGGAUGAUAAUAGGUCUUCCCCCCCCUUAUUGUAAUUUAGGGCCCCCACCCACCACUCAUGAGUGGGUGCUAUGGGGGGCUUUACAUUUUAUUUUCAUUUUUUUUUUUUUUACAGUGAGCAGCCACAGGCUACUUACUGUUUAGUAGACAUGCCCUUACUCGUGGCAUAGCGAGUAGGGGCAUUUGGGAUAUUUCAAUCUACCUUAUGCUAAUAUGGGGGUCAUACCGAUGAAAAUUCCCAUUUGAAUUUCGGACAAUAGCCCCAGUGUUUAAAUGGGCAUGUGCGGGAAUUUUAAAGCGCUAUCUAGUGUGAGCAGAUGACGUGUCCCACAGGGCCUUCCUCUACCCACACAAAGUUUACGGCACCCAGGACCUAGGUCCAGGCAUGAAAUAAAGAUUUUUUAAAAGUUAACAUGGGGAUCCUAGGGGCAUAUGGGGGUGAGAAAUUAGAUGUAGUAGAGUCGGGAGGGGGGGCGAGUAAAAAAAACCCAGAUGCGACCAUGACAGUGCUGCUUUAAUACAGAUUUCCUUGACCAUUUUUUUCCAUCAAAAGUAAAAAUGACUGCUUUUCUAUCUGGCCACGUUUCCCUUGAUUGCUGUGUGCCAGAAAGGGUUUGUUUGUUCUUUUUUUCUCUCUCUCUUUCUCUUAUUCUCCCUCUCUUUUCCUCCUUCCUUCCCAUGCUUCUGCCACACUUCCCCUGACUGCGACUCACACAGCCUCCAUGAAAAAGCUUUUAUUUUUAGAGCACAUUAGGUUUACUUUAGAUGUUCUAUUACUUGAACUUUAAUUUGCAAGUGGUUACUGUAAGCUAUAGCAGACAAUUAACAGAGCAGAAGAUAAGAAAUUCUAAAUUAAACACACUGUACAAUCAGGGAGGUUAAACAAAAUAGAGACUGAUAUGUUUAGGGCUGCAUAAACAAAGUGAUUUAACUCGUAAAUGGCAGAAAACUGAGUGGAGACAGUGCAGGGGCAUGAUCUAUACAUCAAAACUACUUCAUUAAGGUAAAGUUGUUUUUGUGUUUAGAGUGUCCCUUUAAUGUUUUACAAUGCUAUUUACACUUUGGAGAUGAUUUCCCAAGGAAUGCACUCUAUCGAAUAUAGUGUUUGGAUGAACAACGAUUGGUUGGAGAAGGUAGCAGUCAUAGGCGUGCGCACGGGGUGUGCCGGGUGUGCCUGGGCACACCCUAAUCCCCGCAGCACACCUAUGUAUAUUGAGACUGGCAGGGGAGAUCUCAGGAUCUCCCCUGUCGGCUCAUGCAGAGCCGGCGCUAUCCGAGCGCCGGCUCUGCUCUCAGCCUCCCUACCUACCGACCCACAGGCAGGGAGGGAGGCGGGAGAGGACCCGGGGAGCUAUUGCCGGCAGCUCCGCCGGGUUCCUCUCGCGAGAUAUGAGCGUUCCUCUCGCGAGAUAUGAGCGUUGCCACGGCAAUAAUGCUCAAAUCUCACGAGAGUGAACUCUAUGAAACACAAACAGGACCCUAACAAACACACACACAGCACACUACCAGUACCCUCACACACAAACAGCACCCUCACACACAGUACAUUAACAGCACCCUCACAAGCGCACACACACACAAACAGCACUCUCACACACAGUACAUUAACAGCACCCUCACAAGCGCGCACACACAAACACCCUCACCCACAUGGCACACUACCAGCAACGUCACACACACAUCACACUAACAGCACCCUCACACAGCACACUCACACACAGCAGUGUGUGUGUGUGUGUGUGUGUGUGUGUGUGUAUAUAUAUAUAUAUAUAUAUAUAUAUAUAUAUAUAUAUAUAUAUAUAUAUAUAUAUAUAUAUAUACGGCGUGUGCUUGUGCUUUAGGGUGCACACCCUAAUGCAAUAGGCUGCGCACGCCUAUGGUAGCAGUGGCAGGUUCUCACUAUUCAUUUACAGACCCCAUCCCACCACGAAUGGGAUGAGAACCUUGACUACUGGGCAUCCAUAGCUGCCCCACAACUGCUAAACAGAGGGGUAGAGGAGUAUAUAAUGGGGGACCAGAUACAGGCCCCCACUUUUUCUAAUUUUAUUUACACCCUAUUCCACUGUUCAUGGAAUAGGGUAUUAAUGGUGAUGCAGCUACCAACUUAUCACAGUUUAGUAGGUAUGCAUCCCAUGAAAGGUGAUAAGAAACGAUGCAACCCUUACAAAAGUUAUGUGGGGAUCAUAUUGGCACCCACUGGCUCUUAUUUGUUAUUUUUUCUAAAUUUGUUCUAGCAGCUGGCAAACUAGGUUCACAACUGUCAUUGCUCAGUUGUUCUGUGCUCUGGCUGUGAACAACUGGUUGCAUUUCAGUCAUUGUCUCCCUGGUAUUUGACCUUCACAUGGCUUUAUCUUUCUGACCCCUUGUUGCCUGGAAUUUCUUACCUUGGACUGUCUGAUUGUUCUAUCUGAAAUACACCAGUUUGUAUUCUUUUGACUUGGAUUUUUUCCCUCCACAACCUUUUACCUCUUGGGUUCCCUUUUUCUUAAUCCUUGACAGCCCUACUGCAAAAAUUGUUUCAUGAAUAAGGUUUGCAUCUUACCACUGUAAAGGUGAUCAGUCAGCUAACUGCAUAGGUGGUGGAAAUUUGAACCCAACUUUUGCAAGCCAUCUAGAGGCAGUGCAGCAGUUUUAGUCAACCUUAUGACUACUCAUCAUCUCCAGAUUUUGUCGUAGUAGGUUUGGAUUAGGAUUCUUAAAUGGAAACUACUCACCAGAACAACUACAGCUUAUUGUAUUUAGUCUGGUUAGUAGAAUCAGUCCCUUCAGACUUUUUGCAGUAAACACAGUCUUUUCAGUGAAAAUACAGUGUUUACAUUACAGCCUAGGCCUAGGGAUGCCGCCACUGGCCACUGCUCAGAUGGCUACUAGAGGUGCUUUCUGGGGAAGUGCGGCACAGUGAGCAGUACUGCCAUUCAGUGUUUCCACCCUCUGCAUGCAGACACUGAACUUUCCUAAUAGAGAUGCAUUGAUUCAAUGUAUGUCUAUGAGGAGAUGCUGAUUGGCCAGGACUGUUUGACUUGUGCUUGCUCUGCUCCUGAUUAGCCUCCUUGACAGCUUCAGCCAAUCCUAUGGGAAAGCAUUGUAAUUGGCUAAGACCACCACUUCUGAUUAUAUCAGGAGACAGGAGCAGAGCCAGCAGCUGCAGACUUGAAUACAAGUAAUAUUCUACUAUAUUUAUGAAGGCAAUAAGGGUCAGGGGGGCUAGAUGGUGGUUUUAACACAAUAUGGUCAGGAAUACAUGUUUGUGUUCCUGCCCCUAUAGUGUUCCUUUAAUGUUAUUGAACAAAUGGGUGGUAUGAAUAUGCUGGGUCUCCAAUUCAACCCAAAGUAUGAGAGCAUCAUAGGGAAGGGGAGCAAAGCUUAGACCAUACAUUGCAUGCACAAGCUAUUCCUGUCUUUCUUUUUAGCCUUUAUUAGAUGUUAAAAGUAAUGCAAUGUCUAAUGAACUGUCUCUGUCUUGUGUUGCAGAUUGAAGUGCUGCAGAAGGAUCUUUUGCAAUUGCAGACUGAACACAAAUCUCUUUUAGAGAUCCACAAUCAGGUUCUGCUAAAAGACUCUGCAAAAGAACAACAGAGUAAGGACACUCCUCACCCAGCAUGGGAUAAUUGUGCAGGUAUUUAAGGAAUCAUGCAAAUGUUUUUUCAGGCAAAAAGAAAAAUUAUUAAAGUGAAAUUCAAAGUUUUGUUUUACAGAGAAAUGUUUCACUUGAGACAGAAUCUUGGUGAAUGCAGUUUAUAACAGAAACUAUUUACCUAGCCAUGAACAGUGACCGACCAGGUUGUACCGGGUCAUGUGCUUCCCCUGAAUAGUCUAGGGCAGUUAGAUUUUUUUUUUAAACUUCACUUUUAAAGGUACCACCAGUCAACUGUCUGUAAAGAGAAUGCGUGCAAAGCAUUAUCCCUGUUGUUGGUUGAAGUAUUCCGACUACAUCUUACAAAGCCUUCCUGUUUUUUGGGGGUGGGGGGUUUGUAAAUCUUUUUUAUUGAGGAAAUGCAAUAUACGUUGUAAGGCUCGCAGGGCCCAUUAAUAUAUACAUUGAUAAAUAAUGUUUAUACGUGCCUUUUUAAAAGUUCUAUAUAGAUCCGAUCUUUUAACAUUUUUCGAGCUAGUUUUGUUUAUUUUUCGUUUCCUUUAAGACAACAACUGUACAGUAACUUAGCGAUCAUAACUGUGCCCUGUAUGUCUAUUGAUUUCAUAAACGCUUUCGUGGUCAUAGCUUGUUCCCAGGUGUCUGUGUUAUUCAGAUUCUCUUAUUCUUAUGUUUUGGAAUAUGUGUGUUCGAGGUAGGAUCCUCAUCAGAAAGGGAAGGGAUACGUGUGUGAAUGUAGAGAUAAAGGUAGAUAUUAGGGUAGAUAGUGAGGGCAGUUAGAGUCCCCAGGAGGUUUUGCCUUUUUGUGUGUGGCACUCCAUCUGCGUAUAAAGCGGUAGGGUCUUAAUUGUGGUUAACUCCUGUGGCUAUCACAUGCUGUUCAUUUCGGCUUUGUUUCAUGUGUCAUGUAAGUAGGUUAGGUCAGGAGCACGUGUCCCUAUCGAGGAAUUGUCUCACAGUGAGCUAUGGGAGGGUCGUGUAUCCCCCUUUCGGGAGUUGAACUUGUGGUGUAUGAUAGAGGCUCUCUGUAUCAUGUAUUCAUAACCUUCACUCCGUAGUCCGUCACUAAGGUUUAUGUGUGAGUAGCGCGUGGCCAUGAGUGGUGUGUGAAAGAUUGUUAAAGGGGGUCUCAGUGCGUAUUCUAUGUUCGCCGUUCCCCCUCCCGUCCCUCUCCCCACAUGAGGCCCCUCCGUCUAAAUUUUAUUGCUGUAGUGUUUUGUCAGAGAUCCUUGAGGGUCUCUCCGAUGAGAUGGAGGUCCAGAUAGGCACAAACAAAGGGGCGAUGGGAAAAUGAGGGGAUCAUCUCUCUGCUGCCCGUUCCCCCCUCCUCCUCCCAGGUCUCCACCCCGCAGGAUGGUCAACAGCAAUUCCAAUGUCCCUGCCCUGAAAAUGAACAAUGGCCGCCAUGUCUCCGUAUGCCUGCUCCCCCUCCCCGUCAGGGAGGCCUGGAAUGCCUCUGCUGCCUGAAUGUCCUCGACCCUUUGGAUCCACUCCCCCUGCGUGGGGAUCUCAGUCCUCUUCCAAUAGACCGGCACAAGAGACAAAGCCUUCCUGUUCAGUGUGUUAGUGUAUCACACUGUGAGGGAUAAGAGUGUGAUAAAACUGCUGCCAAUAUAUCAGACAAUCUGUAAGACUGGCUUUGCAACCACCCAACACUGUAAGGGAUCUGUAUAAAAUUAAUUGGUGGGGAUUGAGGAUGUUGCCAGUAACUGAUAAGUCUCCUUCCCUCUGAACACUUGUGGCUGGGCAUGGCACUAAUGUUUACACAAGCAACCAAAGUCAUGGUCACGCCUGACUUUUUUCCCAGUAAGAGGCUCUGGGGUACGAGCCAAAGUAGGUUCUGAAAAGUAUGCUUCAACCAUUUCUGAGACGCUACUCUGGGAUGAUGAUGUGGCUCCACUUCCAUCAUCAUGGCUCUGGUAAGGGCCAUAGCCCAAACGGUUGCUAGUCCACUUUGUCUGCCUCUGCCUAUAGCACUAUCACCAGCUAAGGAGGAGGAUCUCUACUGCCACUGCUAUAAGAAGUUUCAGUGCUUGUUUGAAGUGUUUCUCCAAAUGGCAACUGUUCCUCCAUUAUUAUAUGCUCCUCUAUCUCUGCGUAUCAUCGACUUUUUACGAAUAGUCUGACUUUCCACACAGGCAAAGUAUUGCUCCUUAUAGCCAGAUUGCCCUUUAUUCUUGGAUCACAAAUGGUAGCUAGGAUUAACUCUCUAGUGGUGUCCAUCAUUUCACACAUUAUACCUUUCAAUUCCUCCUUGAACCACCCAAUAAAACCGUCCAUGCCUGCAUGCAGCCUCCAUCCAAGUUGACACUCAUUAUUCUGUAGGCUUGCUUCCAAGUUGUUCUUUAGGAAUGUGAAUAAUGGAUUAACCUUUCCAAUGUUUUUUUGGUGUGAUUUAAAUGGAUACUAUAGGCAUCAAAACAACUUUAAACAACACAUCAAAAUUAAGAAAAGACCCUUUCUUACUUUUUUCCUUAAUUAAGUUCAACGUUGGUCUUAUUCUACAGAAACUUGGCAGUGUUUGGCUGAUAAAACAAUAAAUUUCAAAAUAGCAUUGCAUGAUAACUGGUCAGUGAUUGUGGUCACAGGAUUAGUCAGAAAAUGCGCCCACCAGACAUCGUGUUUGUUGUACUGUGAUUGUCAGAAUUUUGUGUUGCGUACAUGAUUAAUUAAAUGACCAAAUGUUAUUUGAACCAUGUUCGGUCAGGGAGCUGCAUGGUCAUUCUGACAUUUGCAGUACAGGGAUUUUCCCUUAUUUUUCUGACUAAAUCACAGAAAAUCAUAAUUUUUGUAAUUUGUCAAUGCCGAAUGCUUGUUUAAUAAACCGUUAAAAUAUGCACAAUUGUUGUACCAUAAUGAUGGGGGAAAAAAAGCUUGUAUAACAGUUUAUAUUCGAAUGUUAUACAAUAUUAAUAUUAUAUUUUACUUAUAAAUAUACCUAUUGAUGUAUCCAGGCCUACAAAUAUUUAAUGGAACACUGUAAUGUCAGGAAUGCAAAUGUGUACAGUGGCCAAAAUUGGCGUUCAAAUUAGUUUUUUGCGUUUUUCACACACAAACAAAUAUUAACGCUAACUUUUGCCAAUGUUUGUGACUAAGUGGCUACUAAAAAGACUGGACAUACCCCAUUUGCAAUACCUUGGGUUGUCUACUUUUGCAAAUGGUAUGCCAUCAUAAGGGUAAUUCUCAAUCCUGGGCUACCAUACGGUCUCAAAGGCAACGUAACCAAUCUGGCGAAUUUCAAUGUAAAGAAACUGAAAAAUUUAACAUGCUAUAUUUGACCCUGUAACUUCCCAAAACACCAUAAAACCUGUACAUAGAGGGUACUGUUUUACACGUGAGACAUCACUGAAUACAAAUAUGUGUAUUUUAUUGUAGUAAAAGCAAACAGUUUUAUGACAUUCACAGUUAAAAUGUCAUGCAGAACUAAAAAAUAAAAGUCUUAAUUUCUCACUUUUUUAUAUUUUAUUCAUAUUAAAUUAUGUUUCAUAUUAAAAUAUUUUAUGUUAAAUGAAAGCCCUCUUUCUCCUGAAUAAAAUUAUAUAUAAUAAGUGUGGGUGCACUUAAUAUGAAAGAGGUGAAUUACGGUUCAACAGACAUAUAGUCAACUUCCAAGUUUUGUUUACGUUUUAUUUUAAUCAAAACCUGUACAUUUAAGUGGUUACUGUGGAAGCCCAGCCCCCUCUUGCCCCACUUAAAAAAUGCUGUAAAACUCAUCUUUACUCUAGCGGUGUGCCGAUCUGUGUAUACCCCGCAAUCCCCUGUUUUUCUAGGUAUACAGAGUAAUAUAAAAAAUUAUCUGUAUUUGGUGUUGGUUAGCAAGGGUGUAUAAGGGGCGGUCAAUGCAGCUUAAUAUUUGUAGGUGUUUAUAUCUAGAAUAAUUAUUCCCAGCACUGGUGAUUUAUAUCUAGAAUAAUUCAACUCCAUAUUUACCUGAGAAUAGAACCCAGUUUUAGGGCUUUUUUUUACAAGUAAUGGAUUAAAUCGUUAAAACAGAAAAUGGUUUUCUAUAUGCUUACAGAUGUUUUCCCUGAAGACACUUGGUUGACAUUAUCUGCAGAAAAAAGCAGUGAUCAACUUGUGAGUAUUCUGCUGACUGAACUUGGCACAAGGACACUCAGUGAGAAGGACUUCUUCACUGGUAAGGUAUGUUGUAACAUAAAGCAUAAAAUGUAAGGUUGUUAUUAAGUGCACUACAAACACAAGCUGAAAAUAUUCUAAAUUGGGAGAACUCCACACCAUAAUCUCUGAGCUCUGUAAAUCCACAAAAUGUAACUAAAAUGUUUGAGUCAAGAUGAAAGAGAGAGGUAAAUUGUAACUGCUCUGCAUGUGGUAAGCAUAUUGGUAAAAGGUGCCUGGUGCGUUUUUGUCUAUACCCGUAACAGGUACCACAAGGGCUGUGUCUAUGUGGCAAGUUGCUAGCUUGGUAUGAAUGAUACUGGAACUAGAAUGGCAGUUAUUAAAGGAUCACUAUAGGGUCAGGAACACAAACAUAUAUUCCUGAUACUAUAGUUUUAAAACCAGCAUCUAGCCCCCCUGGGCCCCUCAUGCCUUCAUAAAUAUAGCAAAAUCCUACUGUAUUCAAGCCUGAAGCUGUAACUCUGCAUGCUGUUUGUCUCAGAAAAACAAGCAGUCUGCUGACAUCAUCAGAAGUGGUAGCCUGAUCCAAUCACAAUGCUUCUCCAUAGGAUUGGCUGAGACUGACAAGGAGGCAUAUCAAGGGCAGAGCCAGCAUGAUUCAAACACAGCCCUGGCCAAUUAGCAUCUCCUCAUAGAGAUCAACUGAAUCAACGAAUCUCUAUGAGGAAAGUUCAGUGUCAGAGAGAGAAGAUACUGAAUGUUUGGAUGCAUUUUAGACAGCCAUGACCCAGGAAGGAUCUCUAACAGCCAUUUGAGGAGUGGCCAGUGAAGCUAUCACUAGGCUGUAAUGUAAACACUGCAUUUUCUCUGAAAAGGUAGUGAUUCUACUCACCAGAACAUAUUCAAUAAGCUGCAGUUGUUCUGGUGACUAUAGUGUCCCUUAACAUAGAUGGAUGUUGACCAGUAGCAUAACUAAUGUAGUGAGGACCCUGGUGCAAUAAAAAUUUUUGGGAUCACUCAAGCACGAAACCAGGACCAAAAGGUAGAUCCUCAUUUGUCAUACAACUCCCAUGAUGGUAUGCCAGUUGGGGAUAUAUCGUUUGCCAAUGGUUGUAGGGUUGUAUUUGUGAGCAGUGUUUGUGCAUUUGAAUGUAAUCAUGUUUUUGUAUGACGUGUGAAUGCAUGUUGGGGUGUAUUUUAAUAUACUAUUGCCAUUGGAAUAUAGUGGUAUACUUGUGUGUAGUGUUUGCAUUUAAAUGCAGGGUUGUGUUUGUAUAUAGUGUUAUCUUUUAAAUGUACAUGUACUGUUGUGUAUAGUGUUGGUGUUUGAAUGAAGGGGUGUUUUGUAUAUACUGAAUUUUUUUAGUCUAAAACUGGGGGUCAUCUUAUGCAUGGAAUGUCACCACAGGACUUGUGCAUGGGGCCUGACACCAAACCAAGCUAGUCGCAUGUGGCUGGAGCUUGCUCAAAACGCUGAUUAUUAAGCCAAAUACUUACAAUACUUAUUCAGCGCAACAUGGGAACAAAACUUGGCUACUCGCUGACAGAACACUCAGCUGACUGUUGGGUUCGCAACUGUAAGGUUCCUGCGGGCAUAGGCUGUGUUGUACACCUCUGCGACCUGCUAGCAUACUUGAAGCAGAGAAGGUGCUUCUCCAUGAAUUUGAUCGAUUAUUUGCACGGGUCUGAGAGAUCUUGUGCAACCGCAUGUUUCCUCGCAUCACUCUGGACAAUACCACAGAUAGACGCCGCAGGGUGAGGACUUGCACGGACAUAGAGUAGAGGGCAUAGUUGCCGGCAACAGCAGGAUGGCAGUCCAGGAAACCAGUGUUCGGACGUGGCCGGACCUUGAGGAGUGGCCUACUGGAGUGUGAGAGGGCCCAGGACCGGUGGAAGAUUCUGAUCAGCUAAACUGGACUUAAGUGCUCUAUAGAUGUUUAAAAUACGUAUUUCUUAAUUUUGGGUUUAAAAAAUAGGGGUUGUCUUAUACAUGGCGGUGUCUUAUACAUGGAAAAAUACGGUAAUUUUGGCAUUUUAAUACAGAAGUGUGUGCUUGUAAUUUUUGUGUUUGAAUACAGAGGGUUUUUUGUAGGUAGUGUUGGCUUUUAAAUGCUGAUGUACAUUUGUGUGUAAUAUUAGUGUUUGAAUGAAGGAAUGUGUUUGUAUGUAAUAUGUGCAUUUGAUUGCAACGGUGUGUUUGCAUGUAGUGAUGGCGUUUGAUUGCUGGGAUGUAUUCACAUAUACACAUACACUGACACAUACAUAUUAACAUAGAUACACAUACACUGACACAUUCACAGAUACAUACUGACGCAUACACACAUGCACUCAGAUACACAUACUGACGCAUACACACACUCAAACACAUAUAUACACACACAUAAACAUACAUAUAAAUAUACAAACUCACACCCUGAUAUAUACACACACAGAUAUACACACAUGUCAUAAUUCUUGUUUUUAGCCACCCUUUUAUGUGCAGUGGGGUGGUUUUCCUGGGGGUCCUGCUGCUGGCGGAGUCUGAUGGGAAUGCAGGGCUGGCUGGAGUUGGGUCUCUCCUUGCUCUCCACCCUGUCUCUGCUUCCCGCUCGGCGCUCCAUGUAGCUGAGAGGAAGUGAGCUGCACUCCUAUCCAGGUUGCUGAUGUUAAAGUCACAGAGUCAUGCUGUUAAAGGGCCGGGGCACCCGACCAGACCCCUGUUCACCAAUACCCAUGGGGUAGCCUUGAGUGCAUGGGUAGCUGCACAAGUGGAAGUUCUGCACUGAGACUUAUGGAAAGACGUUUGAUGCUUACUCCUUAUUUACUGCAGGCACGCUGUAGGUUGGUAAAGGUAACUAGGAUUCUUAUCUAAGUAAGGUAUAAAGAGGGAAGGAAACAUGGAGAAAAAAAGCUAUGGAGGUUUUCUGUGUGGCUCAUAAGUUUGUUUUUGCAAUUUGUGUGUGGAACUGCUAGGCAGAUAAUUUCAGGACUGACUAACUCUACUCAAUGCUGUCUACCACAAGGGGGAACAAAACCCAAGGAGAGCUAAACAGGUGGAGUUAUAGAAGACUAACUUUUAUGGCAAGUGGACAGAUAAUAUGAUCUGUUCCAAAGACCAUGCACAGUGGCGGCUCUAGGCUUUGUGAGGCCUUAGGCGAAACUCAAACAUGAGGCCCCCACUAACAACCAAAGUGAAAAUAAACAGGGGUUGCAUUGUGUGUAUAAGGUGGGUAGUCAAACAUACUUUUUAUCUUGGAUUCAUUCCCCUGGUGGUCCUGUGGAUACCUAUCUGGUCUGCAGCUCCGUCGGGUGCAGAGCUGCAGACCACAUGGUACGUAUCUUGUGAUCUACUGAAGUUUUAGAGUGUUCUGUGGUAACCUGCGGCAACGUUCUGAUUUGCUGGAGAUCGCGAGACACCGCAGUCUGCAGCUCUGCACCCGGAGGAGCUGCACACCAGAGGCUGUACAGGGCGCUUUCCUCCCAGGGCAGACUGAAUGGAGUGGCAUUCCACCUAGUGGCAUAAUGAGCCAGCCGCCGGGCCCCCUCCUGUGUCGGGUCCUCGGUCAAAGACUGAGGACCCGACAUGUCAGUCUGCCCUAAGACGAUUUAGGCGGCCGUGAGGCCCCAGUUUGCACGGGGCCUUAGACGGUCGCCUAAUUAGAGAACCGCCUCUGACCAUGCAUUAUCACUAUUUUGAAAGGAAAUAGCAGUUUUAUAAUUUUCCUGGCUAGUUGUUUUUUAAUAUACCUACACUUUCCAAGAGGAUUCACUGUUACCUCCACCAAAAGUUCAAGGGCAGGGCUCUGAGAAAGAAUGUUUGGCAGAAACAGGAAUUUUAUGGGAGGCAUAUCAGACAGACUUAUCUGGAGUAAAAAAAAAAUGCAGGUUUUUUUACUUUCCCCAUAUUCAUUUUGUAGUUCACCUCUGCAAUUCCUCCACUUUAUUUCCAUUGUCAUCUGCAAGCACUACACAUGACUUAUCAUGCUCAUUACGAGCUCAUUAAUAAAAAGAUUAAAGAAAAGUGAACCCAGGACAUCACACUGUGAACCCAGGAAAAGUGUACCCAAUACAUCAUACCAGCUUUUUUGGCUGCACUUAGCCAAACUCUAAUGUUCAAUCCAAGAACAAGAAUUGUCAUCGAAACCAAUUGUGUUACAUUUUUACUGUACUCGUUAAUGUAAAGCACUGAAAGUAAUUUUUUAUGUACAAAGGAAGGGAAACUCUGUAUUCUUAUAUAAUUAAAUCAAUUUUAUAUCUUACUCAAUUCAAAUCCACAGUACCACCUUCCAAAUUAAUGUUAUAUAGUGUUUUCAAUUUAGACACCAAAAUUUCCUGAAAUGUCUCAUAAUAUUUGUAACAUUCUGCUCUAGGGAAAAGAGGAAGAUGUCCCCAUUCAUCUGCGCUACGAUGGAUUAGUUAAGAAUUUAAGAUUAAGCAUAGGUGAUGUGUCCAAUUUACUACAAGAAGUUUGGAAAGAAAAAAUGACAUUAGAUGCACAGGUACUAUACUUAAUAAUGCCAUUUCUUUGAUUACCUCCUUAAAAUGUAAUAUAAUUCAUAGAAUCUUAAUCAUACCUUAAAAGGUUACUCCAAGCAUCAUGACCACUUCAGUGAUUUAAAUGAGUCAUGGUGCCUCGAUUCUGUAUGUGCAGUGUUUGUCUGUAAAACACUGUAUGUACUGAGUUUAACUUCUUUGCUGCCAGAGGUGUAACUCCACCGCCAGUUGGGUUAGGGGGCGUCAUCAGCCAGCCUGGAACAUGAGUUCGGGGAUGGCUAAUGUCAGUUCUGUGUACAUUUCGAUGCACAGACCUUCCAUAACUGGCUAAGAUCCAUCAGCUGAUGCUCUGAGCCACUGAAUGUGUGGCAGGUUUGAAAUCCAUGCCCUGCCGGAUGAUGCAAACCUGCCUACAGAAGAAACUCUGCUCUGCUUCUAAUCGUUACGGAGUAAGCAGCUUGUGCAGGCAGCUGUUCACAACUCACCAACUUACCACUUUGAAGGUUUUCCUCUCCUUCUUAAUGACCUGACUAGGUCCACCAUCUUCUGGCGACAAUCUCUCCAUGCUAUCACUCAGCACUUGAGGGAACAUAAAGUGGCAUACCUUUGGGGCCUUGGCCGCAAACUAUCAGUGCUCCACGAUGGGAAGCAAAUCCAAUCACUGCAACAGUCAGACGCAGGGAAGUUCAUCAAGGCACUGCCUUUGCCAGAGAUUUUUCUGAAAUCUACUCCAGGCACAAGCCACCAAACCUUGGUCCAGGUGUGGGAUGUGAACAAUAUACAGCCUUUUUACCCGAAACUCAGACCAACAACAGCAGAGUCGAACUCGGCUGGCACCUGAGAAACAUCUAUAAAGAUGGCACAUGGACAUUCUUUACAACACCAGCUGCCACUGUUUUGCCUACCAGCCCAGUGGAGAUGACCUACUCUUGGCCAUACAUAACCCUAAUUUUGCUGGUUUUGUGUUUGUUGAUUUCUAUACGUUAGUGUUUUGUUAUAUGCCUUUUCACCAAAAUGAUUUUCUAUAAAUGCUCUCUCGCAAAACUUAUACCCCCCAUUAGUAGCAGAAUGUUCCAGUGUUUACACUACUCAUCACAAAAAUGUGCAUUGCCCAUCUGAUAAUGUCUUAUCGUUUGGCAGUUUUACUGCACUGUAUUCAUUACUAUUUUUUGUCAGCUGUCGCUGUCUAGUACUUAUUUUUGAAUGCACUCAAAAUGUAGCAUGCUAUACCCAUCUGUACAUUUACCUAUAUGCUACAAUAAAAUACAAAAUAAAAACAUUAAAAAAUUAAAUAAAAGGACACUAUAGGCACCCAGAACACCUCAGCUCAUUGAAGUAGUCUGGAUGCAGUGUCCCUAUUGCCCUUAGUCCUACAAUGUAAAAAGUUGCAGUGUUAGUGUUGCAAUGUAAACAUUGUGGUUUCUCUAAGAAAGCCUCUAGUGGCUGUCUACCAGACCGCCACUAGAGUGGCUUCCGGGAUCUUACCCGACUUUAGGUCACCUAACUGAUUCUGGACAUCCUCACGCUCUGCAUGAAGAUAUCCAGCAUCAGUGAAAACUCCAUUGGAAAGCGUUGAUUUAAUGCUUUCCUAUGGGGAGGGCCUUUAGGUGCUCGCCGCGCAUGUGCUUUAGCCCGACACUUUGGAGGAGGCGGAGUGCAGACCCAGCACUGAUCUCCCUUGGAUGAGUACAGAAAGGUUUUUUAACCUGUUAUUGACAUGAGGAAACAGGAGGAUCCUGGGAGAUAUUUCGACAUAGGGACACUGGGGAACACAGAGACAUGGGGACACUGGGGCACUCAGAGACAUAGGGACACAGGGGGAUCCUGGGAGACACAUAGACAUGGAGACACUGGGGGACACAGAGACACUGGGGCACCUAGAGACAUGGAGACACAGGGGGAUCCUGGGAGACACAUAGACAUGGAGACACUGGGGGACACAGAGACAUGGAUACACUGGGGGAUCCUGGGAGACACAGAGACAUGGGGACACAGGAGGAUCCUGGGAGACACAUAGACAUGGGGAAACUGCGGAACACAGAGACAUAGAGACACUGGGGGAUCCUGGGAGAUACAUAGACAUGGGGACACUGAGGGAUCCUGGGAGACACAGAGACAUGGGGACACUGGGGCACACAGAGACAUGGAUACACUGGGGGAUCCUGGGAGACACCGAUACAUGGGGACACUGGGGCACACAGAGACUGGGGAACACAGAGACAUGGGGACACUGGGGGACACAGACACAUGGGGACACUGAGACAAUAGGGGAGACAUGGGGACACUGGGGCACACAGACAUGGGGACACAGACACCAGGGUACACUGGGAGACAUGGGGACAUAGACAUGGGGACAAUGAGACACUAGGGUACACUGGAAUAGAUAGGGACACUGAGACACUAGGGAACACUAGGAGACACUUGGAGACAUGAAGACACUGCACUGUGAGACAGGAAGACAGUGGGAGCAAUCACUCUAUACUGCAGAAUCAAACUGUAAGUAGUUUUGUGGUUAUUUUAAAGAAUUUUCUGUUAUGUCACUCCUUGUGAUUUACAUCUUGUGAUGUCACGCAUGCAUAAUUAAUUAUGCAACUUAGUAUGGCCAGUACUUUUUUCCAAGAAAGGUGGCAACCCUAGAGCACCCAAGUCAUGCCAAAAAGGAAGGUAAUGAAAAUCUCUUCUCUCCUGCCCUAGGGCAUAGAUGCUCGACCCAUACCCCGCAGGCACCUCAUGGCCUGAUAGAAGCUUUCACUGUGGCUCAUGAACACAUUUUCCAUAGGUAGAAUGGGCUGCUGAUCGUGGUAAUGCUGUUAACUACACAGAUGUGCAAUGCUUACACUGUUCAAAAGUGCUCACGUGGAUUUUUGAGUUGAAAGAUGCCUUCCAAGAAUUUAUGACAGCAGAAGGCAAGCUAGUACUAAAGUUCGAUAAGCCGACGAAGUUGGUCAACUUUGCCUUCCUUACACACAUUUUCUCUCCGUUAGUUAAAAUUGGUGCAUGGCCUGUUUAAUCACGUCAAAGCUUUCCAGAGGAAAGUGCUUAAGUGCUAACUUCAAGAUCAGAAAUUUAACAAAUUUCCAAAGCAUAUUGAAUUUGCAGUCUGCAGAAUAUGCAUUUUCGAUAUGUGACUGCAAUAUCUCCUCCCCAGACCUAGUUUCAACAGAAAUUCCAAGAUUUUCAUGCUCAAGAAAGCAACCUGAAUGUGAUAAUUAACUCCUUCUCUAUGAAUAUAAUGGAGACACAAGGGUACCUCCAAAUAGAAAUCAUUGACUUUCAUUGUGACUCAGACCUGAAAAUCAAAUGUAACGAAGUGCCCCCCAAGAAUUUUUCCAAAAGUGUAUAAAAGGGAACAUUUGUCAAUUUAAGAAUACAUGUGGCAAUAAUCUUCUUCAUCUUUGGAAGCAUCAACUUAUGUGAACAAAUGUUUUUCUGAAUUAAACACUCAGAAUUGAGGAGGAAAAAUACUGAUUGUCAUCAGGAAAGGAAAACACUGAAAGAAAGAAAGAAUUAGAGGGCCACUUCAAGGUUUUAAAGUAUUGGUUGGUUUUGUUGCUCCUGCUAAUAGUGCUUGAUCAGCAGAACAAGCUAUUCAGGAGUUUUCACUGUAUCUUCUGGAAAAUGUCUUCUUAAAAAUGAAAUAUUUAAAAAUUACUUUCACAAAAGAAAGCAAAUUAGCCUACAGCUAGAACUAUGAGGUGUUCCCUAUAUUCUAUCACUGGAGAUUUAGUAGGUCUCCUUGAGUUAGAAUGUCAGUGUGGUUAGGAUUUUCUUAUGGCUAGUCACAUUUAUUGAGACGAAGAGCUAUGGUUAGCACCUAUGUAAAUGCAAACUAUGUUGUAUAUAUUCAAUUAAAUUCACCUUUCUUUUCAUAACCAGAAUUUAUAUGUUUGUCUUUUGCACAGAAUGGCAAACAGUCAUCUAUGCCAGAAUUUUUCUUUAGUUAUCUGCAGAAUAAGUUUGGAGAUGCUGCUAUUGAGUGGUCAUAUGCUGUGCAUGAGAGUUGCAGGGUGCAACUGAUCUCUGAAGAAAUGCAACUAUUCUACAACAUCCUUAUGGGUAAAGUAAGUAAUUCAAUAUUCAACUUUACAUUAUUUAAAGUAAUGCCAUUCUAUGGGUAAUUAUUUAAGUUAUUUUUAUACUUUGAAAAUCUAGAGACCCUUAAAUCCAUCUGGUGGUUGUCUUAAUUAAAAUAGAAUACAUGUCGAAGAACAAAUUACAGCAUUGCUGUAUAAACAGAACAUUUAAAUUAAGAUUGUUACAGUUUAAUUCAAAAUGAGACUGCAAAUGUUUACGUGUAGCAGUCUUGUCCAAUCAUUGUUUAGUUUAUAUCAUAGUAAUACUCUAUACAUUUGCAGUUGUUAGAACGCUUUAUUUUUCUUGGGCAAACUUAAAUUCCCCUUCAUAUACUUUGGCUCCUUGUGUUAACUUCCACACACUUAAAAAAAAAAAAAUCCUUCUCACUGAGAUAGGUACUAUCAGGUCCUAGUCUUCUGUACAACAUAUCUGUCCAUGUGACCUGAACUGUACACAUUACACAGACUAUAGAACAAUCCGGUCCAAGUCUAUCUACAUAAAUAUAAAUAUUCUACAAUCUAUCUAUAUGGAAUUGAAAGUGAUAAAUCCUCUGAUAAAACAUGUUGUUCCAUGUGCUAAUUUCUCUCUGAUUUUCUCUGUCUAUGGCCAGAAUUUACUUUGUUAGGAUCAGCAUCAGAAAUUAUCACAAUCUGUUAGAUAAAACUUUUCAAAUGAUUUACCUACAAAAGGUCCCCUAGAGUAAUGGCGAUUUCUAUAGAUAAAUUAUUUGAAAUGUUAUUUUUUUCCUACCAGAUUGUAAUCAUUUUUUAUGCUAAUUAAAUCAAGGCCUAUUUUACAUAUUGGGAAGCAGUAUUCAUUACGCAUGAAGGCCAUCUUGAUCUUCAGUGAAGUCUUACAACAGUAAUAUUCGAGAACACACAUUAAAGGGGCACUAUCACACUUUACUUACCUUUUCCCAAUCGCUUCCUCUUUUCUUUUUUUCCCUAUGCUAUCUUUAUGUUUUCAUUUUUUUAAAUCUAUUUCUAACUAAAAGCAUAUGACAAAGUAGGGACUACCGUGUCAAUCCCAACAGCCGUCACUGGUGCAGGGAAUUGGCUCUGUCUAUAGACCUCACUGCUGUACUCUUGCGAAUAUGCAUGAGUAUAACAGUGAGGUUGGCUUCUUGUGCUGAAGAGGACCUGCCAGAAGAAGAUGAUGGCACCCACCAGGGACAGAUUCAGGUCUGUAGAACUCACCUUUCCCUGUCCUCCUUCUCCUCCCCCUGUCGGUGGAUUGGCCCGCGUCUGGCAUAGUGAGUCUCAGUGAUUGCAGGAAUGUAUUUGCAUUCGCCAUUGAGGUCAGUCUGUAUCUCAUGCCCUGCUUCUCCACAAUAAGGGCUCGUGGGUUCCCCCACUUGUAUGGGACAGCUGCUGCUCUCAACUGAGUGGUCCAUUCUCUUAAGGAAUCCCUCCAUUGUAGUAUCGGUCGACUAAAGUCGUGGUAAAAACGUAGUGAGUGUUGUUCAAACAUAAAUGGCACUUGUCCCUUGACUGCUGCCAUAAGUGUUUCUGUUUUGUCCCGUGAUUGAAAGCAGAGUAUGACAUCCCUGGGGGGGAUGAUUUGGUGGAAGGUCAUCCAUCCAGGGUUAGGCCUUUAGCCACCUUAUGUGACAGUUUGACAGAUAGCAAACAGCAGCCGAGGUAGCUCUUCUUCCUCCUGGUCUUUCUUGUCAGAGGCUGAGGAGAAUCCACCAUGUAGGUCUGGAAGUGCGUCUACCAUCUUUGGGUUUGUGAGAGGAGUAAUCCAUUUUUCGCGAUUUUGUCCCCUGCCAGACCCUCAAGACUUUCUAGAAUGUUUCCCCAUGACUUUCUGCAUCUAGUGGUGUUGUUAGAAGCCAGAAGUUGAUGCUUUUUGUGGCUGGGUAUCGCUUCAGUGAAGUCCGGUGGCCGGAGCUCAGGACACAUGUGUCUAAUCAGAGCGCUGGCUAGCUCCACCCCCCCAAAGGGAUAUAUUAUGUGUUUGUCGAUUUGAUUGAACCUGGUAAGACUCGUCUUUCUCAUCCUUCCUUUAUUUUGAUGCAGCUUAAAUUUUCUCAUAUGCUGCAGUAUUCAAGGAGGGAGGAGUCAUAAUCCGGCCCCUCUGAAGAAAGUGCCUUCCUCAAGUAAGGAAGGUGAAGUUGAAACGAUAGCCCCCUGCCCCAUAAAAAGCCAGACCUGAGGUACUUGCUGCUCUUGAUAAAGGCGUGAUAUUGCACCAAAACGUGUGUCGAGCUGAUGCUGAUUUCUUAUAUUUUUAGGAGGAAUCCUUUAUUUUUGAGACCAAUGGAAUGCUGAUAGUGAUAAUCUUUUGAGGCUAGAUCUAGGGGGACUGCUGUGAUGCAGCGUGAUCUACAUAUAGAGGGAGGUUUAAGAGGAUUAGCUUUAGCUUUAUAUUGUCUAUUAAAUACAUGUUGCUGGCUAUCUUGAACCCCUCCCAUAUAUCUGAUAUAUUUGACUGCAUGGCUCUAUUACUGUUAUGUUGAUUUGUAUAGUGCCACUUUUGCACUAUGAACUAAUUACAGUCUAAUCAAUACCAUAGACAUCUAAAAGCCAAUUACUAAGAGUAAACUAUUUUAUGGUAUAGAUAGCUUGUGCUGUUAGGUUUUCAAUGAAGGAGAGUGGAUUGGUACUACAACAACUUUAGUUUCUUGGAAUAUACCACAACUGAGGACCACAUGUGCUGUUUAAUCUUUUGUUCACUCAGGAGACCCCCUGGGGUGCUAAUAUACCUAGGCUCCUGUGCUCCGACCGAGUACCUCCACCCUGUCCACUUCCUAGCCGUUUGCAGGAACCCUGGAACGCUUCAGCCCCAGUCGCCAAAGCUUGACUGGGGUCUCUGCGGAGCUCUCCUUCCAGGCAGGUAUCAUCCCUUCUGCCUAUUCCUCUGGCGCUCUGCUUAUGGUAAUUAUAGUUAUUGCCUUUACAAAGGCACUUGAGGCUCUUAGUCUGAGCUCUCUUGCUUUAUCUCAGGGCUAGAGGGAUCCUGCAACCAGCAGACAGGCCCAAGGACUCUGUGACUGGGAUCUUUACAAAUCCACACCAGACACAAGUUCCAAAAGGAACCGACAAACAAAACUUUAUUUUUCAAGAAACUAGCCCAUAUGAUCAUUACAUUUAGAUUGCUGUGACACACACAGUAAAAUUCAAAUAACCCAAACAUGUCACAAAAUAUACAGGAUAUUAUCAUAGCAUAAUAUCAUAUUUAUAGAGGGAUGGGGAAGACAAUAAUUAACAGAAAACAUCUCUCCUACCUUCAGGAUUAGCAAUAUGCAAAUCAACCAGCUUUGCUAUUUAGGUAGUGCAUAUUGCUGUUGCUACCAAGAGGGCACUACACAGGCUCCAUAGGUAAAUCCACCUAGAUGGUAGCAAUCCUUAGCAUUACAGGAGAGCGGGCAAAAUAUUUAACAUUAUACACACACACAUUUUAAACAAUUUCAUUACAUACAGCCUGCAUCUAUAAAGGGUACAGGGUGAAAUAAAAUGUCCAUAUGAAUCCCCAGGUGAUGGUGAGUAUCGUCACAUUAACCACAAGUAUCUAAGCACAGAUACUCAGUAUCUAAUGUGUCUCAAUAUAAGGAGUUGCUGUUAUCCUUUAAGACAUAUCCUUUAUUGUGAUAUAAACUUUAAUUUAAAUUCAUUAAUAUAGAGAGUAACCUGUCAUAUGUAUGAUAUCAAGCUUAGUACUCUUUAUUUUUCAGGUUAUUUAUUAUUAUGUCCAGUUAUUACUAAUAAAGACUAUAAUCAAAUUAUCUCUAAUUGUAUUGCUAUUGUAUUGUUAAAACAACUAAACAGGCAGAGAUUGGAUCUGUACGAUAAUUGUGCCGCUGUAUACUUUAAAAAAGUUGGAAACACCUGUUAUUGUAUACACAGUAUGGAAUGUACAAGGUCCCUGUUAGUCAAUGUGUAAUCAGAAAGCCAUGGAUCUCAAGUGGGAUCUCUGAAACUUAGCUAGGCGUGAGCAGUGGUGUACUAGGGCAGCCUCGUUGUGAAAGGUGUCAAAUGAAACCAUGGAAACUAGAUCACCAUCUCCACAUAAAUGGGUUAGCCAAAUGCAGCUAAGCAAGAGUAGUAAAAUAGAAAUAAGCAUGCAAAGCAAUGGUCUCGGUACCAGGUGAAAGAUAGAAGACCACUAAUCUACAAAGUUAAAUAUAGGCCACAUAAUCCCCAGUUGGUGCAGAAGUUGAUCUUGGAUAAAAAAAAAUUAUUUGUAUUUGUGUGCGUUGAUAUUACAAUAGUUUUAAGUGAUUAUAGUGUUUUGGUGUGCUCUCUAGUGUAUUUUAAUUGUAUUCAUAAAAUGUGAUUGCACUAUACGUUUUGGGGUUCAUUUACAAAGCAGUUUAUUGAAGUGAUCUAAAAUCCUAAUAGCAACAUUUAGGCAUAUAUGUCCAAGCAAGCUAUGACUAUAGUAUAAUCAGAAAAAGUUUUCAAUCAGCACUUUACCUAAAUGUAUUGAUUUGGACUUUCAAUAUACUACAAAGCCUGGUUUAGUGAAAAAAAACACCAAAGAGACACUUACGGUGAGGAAGUGACCGUGGCGGUCUAGCAGUGGCAUAACCUGAAAGGGAGACGUGGAGAGGUGGACACAAUUUUAGGAAGAAAUGAUAAGAAAGACCCUGCAACACAGCAUCAAGAUGAUCAUUGUUUUAUACUAACAAAAUAAUGCAUUCUUAUGACACCCAGAGGGUAUAUAGACCAGAAAGACCAUGAGAUGAAUUAACUAGGAAACUUCCCAUUCGAGAAUAAAAAGUUACAUUGGAAAAAUUGUCAUAUUUCUCUAUAAUAUUUACCCUCUCUAUUUCGAACAAAUAUUUAAAAUUCCUUUGUGAGUUCUACAAAAGUCCACAUUUGGUAAAUAUUAACCUUUAACAGUUUAUUCCCCACUUACUUUGAAUUCGGUGUGUAUAUGUCUUUCCUCUGUGAAAGUCAGGUAGAGACUGGCUAAGACACUAAGCUGUGCUAGGUUUUUACAGGGUUAGUCAGUGACUUCAUAAAGACAGCGUGACAUCACUGAAGGUAUGUGUGCCUAAUGGGACACCACUGAUGUCAUCCACAGAUGGCCAUUUCACACAUAUGAGGUGUUAAAGAAAUAAUGUAAACAUAAAUUAAACUUUAAAUGUUAGGCAAAUGUAUGCAAUUUAAAUUUUUGAUGUUUUGAAAAGUAAUUGCACUAGACAUAUUAAGGUUUAUUUAUAAAACCUCUCAUUGAAGUAAUCUGAAAUUCAUAUAGCAAUAUUUAGGUUUACAUGUCCAAGCUUUGACUGUAUUUGAAUUGGAGUUUCCAAAUCAGCACAUUUUAAUAAAAUGUUGUAUCCUCAAACACCAGAGCCAGGCUUACAGUUAGGAAGUGACAUUCUGAAAGAAAGGCCGUUAUAGAGAGAAACUAUAAAAAAAAGCAUCAAAGUAAAAAUAAUAUUUAGAUCAUCCAAAGUAAGGCAGUCUUGUGACACUCACAGAGCAAAAUAUGUAGAACGUGCGCUUACCAAGAUAUUUCACAUAGCGAAAAACUGUUAUAUUGAAAAAAUUCUCCUAAUUUGCAAUUAUUUUACAAUGUCAUUUUUGGACAUGUUUCAAAUUUCUGUGUCUUCUCCGCAGUGUUUGGCAAUUAUUCAACAUUUUAAUGGUUUAUACCUCAGUCACCCUGAAUUCUGUCUGUGUGCUCUAUAAAAGUCCUGAGCUGUGCUGAGUAUCUCAUAGUCUUGGUCCAUGCUAAACACUUGUGGUGGCCAUUGCAUAAACAAACUGCAACAAUAAGAUGUAUUCCUAGGCACUUGGGGUUUUGUGAGGAUAGCUGCUGUAAACCUACAUCAAUGAAUAAUUUAAUUUACUGAAAUAACAUAAUAAAUUGUGUGUAACAUAAAGCAAGUUUUGAUUGUCAGCUCCAUUUAACAAACAACAAUAAAAUUAUUGUACCCAGUUAUUAUAAUCUUCAUUUCCAUUCAGUAUUCGUUCACAAGUUACAUAUUUGUUUUUCUUGCUAGCUAUAGAUAUCUCAAAUGAGGUCUCAUAUAUGUACAACUUUCACAAGACUUUGUACUUGAAGAUGAUUAAAUCUGUGUCAGUCUUGCAUUAUUUAGAGUAUAUUUUAAAUGAUACACACAGAGAAAUAUACAUUUAUUUAUAAACUAUUUUACUAGAAUGGAUACGUUGAGGUUUCUCUCAUUUUCAAGUAUGUCCUGGGUUCACAAAACAUUGCAUCAUUACAAUGGGGUACAAUAAAAUGCAAAAACAAUAUUAAUACACAACACAUACAUAGAAUUUAAGAUAGAACAGGUAAGAAAUAUAUAAUCAACCAUGACGGGUACAUUCUGUUUUGAAAAUCAGUGAGAAAAUUUAACAGAAGCCAGAAAAAAUAUUGGUAUGCAUAUUUUAUAUUUGCAUGCCUUUCUAUUUAAGAGGUUUUGAAACCCAAAAAUCAACACAACUGAUUGUAACUGGUGCAUUACACGUAAAAUAGUGUGCUAUAUUGCCAUAUAGCAGAGGGAUAAUGCCCUGAGCAACACUAAAUGUUCCCCAUAGAGAUGCAUUGAUUCAUUGCAUAUCUUUGAGGAGAUGCUGAUUGGUGCAGUGUAACAUUUAGUCCCACAUGCUCAAUAGCCUCCCAAUGCUUUCCUAUGGGAAAUCAUUAUAUUGCCUGAGAUUAACAAGAUUGAUGAUCUCAGCCAUGGAGGCGGGGCCAGCUGUUGCCAGACCUGCAGAACAGUGGAGAAAAGACAAGUUAAAAACCUUUCAUCUCCACGGUGGGAUGGUCGAAUGUUAGGACUACAUGAUUCCUUUAAAAAAGAAAAGCACUUACAUGUGUGCAUGAUAAAUUCAAUUGGUGGGACUCCUCAAAGACCUUUCAUUUCGUUUUUAUUUUGGUAACCAGUAUUACAUAAUUUUUUCCUGAUAGGACCUGGAUCUGGAACUUAAAAAGGUGUUCUGCAUAACUCCUGGUGGGAAUGGACUCACUUAUGUACUUACCUGGGUUAUUGUAAUUUAACCAAUUGUAAAUAUUUAACCCCUUCCAUUAGUGAAUCAUUGCAGAGUUAGUGAAUCAUUGCAGGGACAUUGGAAUUACUUCUUUAUUUUAUUGAAAUAUAGAGGCAAAAGUAUAAUAACCAUGUUUUAUAAAAUAGUCAUAUGUUUCACAGGUUAAAGAAGAUGAGUCAUACCUGCUAAUGGGAUAUACUGAUGAUCAUAGUGCAAAUGACAGUUCACUGAUAUCUGAACAGUUAAGGUAA